ACAUUGGUUAGUCAUCCCUUUUUCCGAGUAUAGACGAUCUUUGUAUGAGGCUGUAGUAUCUGCGUUGAAGAAAAGCUCCUCUCCCACUGGCUGCUAUGACCUAGCUACCGGACGACACUUUCUGAUUUUUAGGACUGUCCGCUGCGUUUGAAAUACCUUUUGUAGCAUUUUUUGGCUACUGUACAUUGAAUAUAGGGACGUUUAUGGUCGCAGUGCCGCGACUCUUUAACCAUAGCUGCUGGCCUCUGAGGCUAGCUGGCUAGCAGUGUAGUGAGAGAGUGGAGCCAGCUGGUCAGACUGAGGUACAGUAACGAUAGCGAACAAGCUAAUUAGCAAGAAAAGACUCAGUCUGGAUUAUUGUGUGUAAUCAAAGGGAGCGUAAGACAGCGGGUUUACUCACUGCGGCAAAAUGAAGAUAACUGUGGAUUUCGAAGAGUGCUUGAAGGACUCCCCGCGGUUCAGGUGAGUGCUCACAGUCGACUCCUCUGUCCGGUUCGUGGAUUUAUAUUUAUCAAUGGAAAAGUACUUAGCUAGCCGUCUGCUAACCUAAGCUAAUCGGCAGUAACUAGCGAGCUGUUUGCUGCCUGCCACUUUUCUAUUUUUGUCACUAAGAAAGCUGGGGCCAGCUGGGGAGGAAACCAAACACAAACUCCCUGACCAGUGUGGUAAGCUCAUAAGAGCAGCAGCAGCAAGCUGCUCCAGUGCCAGCUCUCGGCACAUACAUUAUUUAGAAAUGGGUAUAUAUACAUAUAUAUUAAAAAUAAAUGCACAAAAUCACAUUGUGUACUAGCACCCUUCAUUUGCCAUAAGAAUACAGAAUGACUGCAGAGCACCCAGGCUGGAGUUAAAAUUGUCCCAGCACCAUACUUGAGUAUUUGUCUGAAAUAAAAUGCUCCUUUCUGCACACUAGGGCUGUAACUUACAUUUAUUUCCAUCAUAGUGUGGUCAGUUACUUUUUCAAGUCAUUUAACAAUCUUUUAGUUUAUGAAAUGCAGAAAAGAAUUGGUAGGAAACUUUCAGAUAACAUUUAAUCUGAUAUCAAGGAGCACAGGAAAAGUCACAUUUCAGGUGCCAAAUAGGGCCCGACCGAUAUGGAUUUUUUGAUGCCGAUACCGAUUGUUAGGGGGGGUGGAAUCCGAUUACUGAUUAAUCGGCCGAUUUUUAAUUUUUUUUUAUGAAGUUAUAAAACAUAUAUAUACUGUAGAUAUAUUGUAGGCUACUGAUCAAACUCGGACCAGAAAAGCCUUUUCAACUACCCUCCCGCCGCCUUCGAUCGGUGCCUCCGCGUCUUAACUUACGUUACUCAUUUCCGGUCCGGUCUCAUCUGGAGACAUACAGCUGCCUCAGUAAGACAAGUAGCUCGUUCAUGUAAUGUGUACUGUUGUUUAUUCUACCGUUACUGGCAUGGCUAACAGUGAAGCAAGGCUUAUAAAAGAUGGCUAACUCUUUUACUUUCCAUAUUACAUGGUGAUUCACCGCUAACUCAGCAUGACCGAGACAAGCACAACGGGGAACAUCGUGAAGUGGGUUGAACUGAAACUUGUUGACUGUGUAUUUCACAAACUAGUUUAUUUACCGUUGAGGCGGACAACUCUCCUGCGCGCGUCCCUGAGCUGCCUGCUUCAAAUCCGUCACUCUGCUGUGCUGUGAGGUAGUUAGUGGAUGAAGAUUGUCAUGAGGUCCCUGCGCCAUCUACAGGAUAAGUUGGGGGACUUUUCAAAUGGCGGAACAUUUUCGAAGUGAAACCAAACCUUAUUCUCCGCAUUUUAUUUCUAUAAAAUAUCGGUGUAAAUUGGCGAGUUUUUGGCCGAUUACCAAUUAGUCUCAAACCGGCUAAAACUGGCUGAUUUAAUCGGCUGGCUGAUAAAUCGGUCGGGCCCUAGUGCCAAAGAUGUUUUUGCCCCCUUUUCUUUUCCUUGACCAAGGGCUACACGAUACAGUGGCUGAUUUAUUUUUGUUUCAGCAGCUACUUGAUUCACCAUCUCAGUUGUCAGAGCAUACACCUACUCUGUGUUAGAAAAAAACUUGCCCACUUAUUAGAAAUACUGAGUGUAAUAUCUUCGCUUACUGCAAUCCUUUAAUCAAACUCCAUGAGUCAGGCGGUGGGUGUUUUUGGCUGCUCUUACACUUCUAAUGGUAUCAUCAACAACUUCCUUUUUGUAAAAAAAAAACAUUGAUUCUUUAAAAAGGGAUGUUUGCCCUCAACUUCCUCCUCAGUCCCUGUGUGUUUUCCAGAGAUUUGAGAAAGCGCCUCCCUCCGCUCUCACUCCCUCUGCUGCUGCUGCUGUUGAGACAUCCUCUCUCAAAACGAGGAACAGAUGUUCGAAAGUUGUUUGCAGAAGAAUAGAGCAAAUCAUAGCAUUUCCUUCAGGAUCACAUUCAGAGGGAUUGUGUAAGGGGGAAAUUUUCCCAGUCAGCUGCGUUGUACAAGAUGGGCUUGUCUUACACUUGCAUAGACCCCUUAAUACCCAGACUGCUUGAUUAUUUGGACCUCAGUUUAAAUCGGGUUAGUGCAGACUGUUUCUUUUGGGCGUGUUAGUUAAUAGGUGUCACUGGGAACCUUGUCUGUGAACCCUCACUGUACAUUUAUACUUGAGACUGUUGAGUCUCUAUGUAUGGUUUAAGUGAAGUUUGUGUGUGUAGUAAAACAAAGGGAGGAAGCUGCUCCAGUUGACCGCAGACAGAUGCUGUGGUUAACAGACAUUGUUUGUUUAAAAGUGAAACUUUAAACCCAUGACCUUCUCCAUACUAAUAAUCCACUGGAUUGUACAAACUAAGGUGGUCAGAUUUUUCAAGUGCUUUGAUAACAUAUUCAGUACAUUCACCUUUGAUAGUUAUUGACAAGUUCGGGGAGAGGAUGGCUGGUUAAUCUAAUCAAAAAGGAGAUAUAGAAGACAGGUCAUGUUAGAGGUAAAUAAAGCUGUAAAUCUGCUAGAUAAGAAGUUACUGUGACUGUUUCACAGCCGUUACACUCCAAUUAAGUAAUUAAAGCUGCUAAGAGGAACUUUCGGUUUGUGAUAGUUCUUGUGUCCCUUGUCCUCCAAGUGAUACCUCUUAUGCGUUGUCCUGUGCAUGUGACACUGGUGUUUUCAGUCAAAAACCAAAUCCUGUUUUAAAUUAAGAAGGCUGUUUCUCCAUCCUCCAGUCAAUCAUCUGUUGUUUACCUGUCCCCUCACAGCAAUUUCAGGCAUUAAAAAAUACAACAAGGAAAUUACGAUUGUUGGUUUUGAUGGUUUUGUUUACAUUUAAACAUUAUAAAGAGACAUUAGUAUUCAGACUAUUUCUCAACCAGUUAAAAACUCCUCACAGUGCCUUUAACAAAUCCACAACUCUGUGCAAAGAUGCCAGAUUUUGUUUUUGCUGCUCUCUGCCCUCCAUCACACCUGCAGCGCUGUAAAUCACAGGUCAGCAAAUACUGUCAUUUAGUGACUUAGAAGGAUGCACAUAUUUCCUUUAUGACUGUUGGAAACAGACUUAGAGCAAAUGAGAGAGACUGUGAUGCCACCUUGUCUCUACAUGUUAAACAAGUUUAUUUCUGUCACUACUUGAAAACAUUUAAAGAAGGGCAGGGAGGGUAGAGAUGUCAUGUCUAAUGGUUAAUGGAGUUGGUUUACUUGCAAUAUCUAUGAUAUCAAAACAUAUUCAAGUAGCAAGUGGUCCACUGUGGUCCAUGCUGGGCGUCUUGUUAAAAAGAAAUGAGUGUGCAGCUACGUAGAGUUAUUGGUCAGUUUAUGGCAAUUUGGAGCCAAAAAAAUCUGUUUAUGUAGAGCUGAUUUUUGGUAAAUUAACUGGCAACUGGACUGAUAAUCAGUUAAUCGCAUUAGUCAAUUUCCAAUCAUGAAUGCAAGUUCAGUAGUAAAAAUUUGCUGACAUUUGUAAGGGUACACUGAGUCUGUUUUAGAUUUAAACUUGAGAAAGGUAAUAUUAAUUCAAAAUAAUUCUCCAGUUGUUCAAUACUAGAAGGGACUAACUACUUAAUCCUGCUGCUCAUGUUGUCUGCUUUCUAGCUGUGUUGUUUUUGGCUGCUGUGCAGGAUUAUGCAACUUGCAGUGUCAAACACUUUUUACUGAAAAAUUCUGCAAGUAGCAAAAGGAAGCAUUGACAGUUUUAAGAACCAUGUCAUCUAAAUCAGAGUGAAAAACAGUUUCCUAGCCUUGAUUUCAGUUUAAUCAACAAAAUCUAGAUGAAGCCCAGCUCUUGACUGAGUUGUCAGUCAGACAGGGUGACAAAUUAAACUUGUCAGAAUUUACAACCCGCCUUCAUAUUGAGUUGGAAUGCUGAAUAAGAUGUGAAAAGAUGCUGACUUCUGAACUGUAUGUCAACCACAAACCAGGUGGUCCCUCCACGCAGUGAUUUCCACUGCAGAGUCAUGUCUGCUUUUAAUGCAGUCCUGCCUGAGGGCCCAAAGAUCACAUCCAGUAUCAGUUGCAGGCCUUAUAACUUUUGUCCAGACUCCAGAGACUUUCUCUGAUUUGGUGAAUCUUCUUAAGAGAUUCUGUACCUGUAGAUGAUGAUUCUUCAGAUUCUUUUACAACUUUGUCGCUCAGGAACAUCAUUCUGAAAUAGCUGAAAAUUGUGCUCAUUGAGUCUCUAACAGAAAGGUAAAUCUCUUCUUUUCUUUCAUAAGUCAUGACAUUAAAUAAUUUACAAACCAUCACAUUCUGUUUUUAUCAACCUGUCCUGUUUCUUAUGGAUUUUAGGGUUGUAGAAAAUUGGCAUUUUCAUAGAUCGAUGGAUUAGUCUUGAAACACAGUAGUUGAUUUUUUGUAAGCUCUUGUGUGUGAUAAACCUCUGCUUCUCCUGUUAUCUGGUCCUCGCUGGUCAGAUGGUCCUUUUGUGCUAAGAUAUGAGUAAGUCAGCUGUAUUUAUCUCCCAACAGCAUGUAUUCUCCACAAAGUUCAGAUUUCCUCACUCUCACUUGUUGGACUCCUAAAAUAUGUUGGUGCACACAUAGCCUCUGGAUAUUGGACUGUCUAGUGGAAUAGUAUAUGACAGUUUUUUAAACAAACUACUGUUGUUCUGCACAACAUGUUGAAUGUACUGUGUUAGUCCCACGUUGAAUAUAUAUAUACCUGUUCACUGUAUUACAGGCUGUAACACAAAAAGCUGUUUUCUGCAACAAGUAAAUCAGUCUUUGCACAAAUUCAUUCUCCGAGUGUUUUUCUGGGUCUCUGGUGUUUUUAGGCAGAAAAUAUAAGACUUUUGCACCAGCUGCAUAUUAAAACAAUCUCUAGUCUGUGUAAAGUAAUGAUAGUCUGACAAGAAUUCACUUCUCCUGAUCCUCUGCAACAAGAGGUCUCGCUGAGCGUAUAGCGGGGUCUUUAUUUUUAGCGCCCUUUGGCCUUUAGGAGAGUCAUCUCUCAAAGUUUCCUCACUUGCAGUCAUCAUACUGUGCUGUUCAGAGACUCACAGCACAGUUUUCCUCUUGGAUCACCAUUGUUGUUUUUUUUCUCUCAUUUUUCCAUCCCCCCAGUUAUGUUUGGCCAGAGAAGACAGCUGAGCGGGAGAGAAAGAGAGAAUGAAUAAAAACAUGGAUAUACACCAGCGUGGAGCAGCUCUUGCUCACUCAACAUCUGUUUCCAUUUUGGUGUUUGCUUUCAACUUUGUGCCAGAGAAUAUGGAGCCCCCAAAUGUAGAGAGGGUUGUUUUCAAGUGGUAAUUUGGCACACCCCGCAUUUCUUUUUUGGCUCGCAUCCUCGUUUUAGUUGGGAGGCUGUCCUUGGUCAUAAAGCAUGCUUUCAGCCUGGAGGAGAGAUCCAUCCACUGGUGCAGAAAUUAUGUAUUUUUGGCACUGAACCCUUCUUGCCUCAUAUUCAACUCUAGAAUAGACAUUUGACUCUGUGUUGGCUUUUCUUCAACUAUGAGAGCUGAAAAUUCCCCCUCUGAAAACUGUGUAGAAGUAAAUGUUGUACAUUUUUAAUAUGUCUUCUACUGAGCAAGGUCCCGAUGGGGGCUAAACUGUAAAACAAAUCCUUCAUAAGAGCUAGCAGUUGUUAAUUGAAGUAGUAGUAGUUAAAGCCAAAAUAUUACAGUAUUGGGUUUUAAGCUUUUCCUAUGCCUUCACACGUCUCUUCACCAGGAUUGCACGAUUGCCUGCUCUGGAUCAAUUGAGCAGAUUCUGAGCUAGGUCGAGUGCCAGCAUAUGAAGUCAUCAGUCAAACAGCCCCGGUCUCAGUUUCCCCUCAGUCAUAGACAGCAGCUGUAGAGGCAGAAGAUCAUUUGCAGUCCUCUUAAUGAAAGGUACAGAGUCUGCUGACUAGUUUCCCAGGGGAGUUCAGUCCAGUUACAGGUCUGUUAGCAUGCCAGGCCUGGUUGAUUUAAUAAAGCUGAGGUCCAUUUCCUUCAGUGGUUAUUAAUUAAGGCAGUUAACGGCUAAUGAAAUGUGAGGACUAACUGUUUCUCUGCUGUGUUGGUACGAGUAGACACAGUCCCUUUUUACCAGGUUUGUUUGCACCAAUGAAAAAAAUGUACCUUCAGUCAAAUAUUCAUAAACUUUCGGGUUCAACUUUAUCUCAUGAGAGCAGGGGCAGCUCAAAGAAAAUGACAUUUUUCACAGUUUUGGUAAUUUAAGGUAAAGCUAAAAUAUUUUCUCAAUGAAUAAAUCAAUUAAUCUUCAGAUAUUCAACUAUUUAACUGAUCAAUUGACAAAACAAGUAUUUUGAAGUGCAAUCACAGCACAUUUUUCUCUGUAUUCUCAAAUAUAAUGGGGUUCUUCAAACCCAGUGUUUGUCAGUGUUGGCUGGAGGUCAAAACUAGAAGAAAAAUGGAAAACACCCCCUCUAAGUCUUGGGGAUUUUGAGGGAAAUUUUUAGGAAGUGAAGACAUUUCAGAACUGAGUAAUUAAUCAAUAGGCAUCUUGUUGUUUCCAGUGGUUAAAAGCUGUCAGAGAACCAACUGCUAUUUGCCAUUUUGGUCACAUUUGAAUAAUUUCAUUAUAACACUGACAUUUAAGCUGAAAAAAACUAUUAAAACUGCACAGAAAUGGUUGUGGUCACGACUGCUGCAGCUUCCUCAGUCCCUGUUUCCUUCCUUCCACUUCUUGAUGACACGGGCGGACCAAGGAUGUACGUCAGAUACUUAAUUGGUGUCAAAUUUAAUGUGUUACGUCAACAGGCAGAAUUUCCCCCGAGCGUGAGCAAGUGAUUAUCCUGAAGCAAUGACCUCAUCUUGUUGAUGUUGUUGAAGCUUAUGUGUGUAAUGUUGGGUUUUACCACCGACACCCCCCGCUUCUCCAUAUCUCCACUGCUCUGUUCUAACAAUCACAGGAUCUACGUCACAGCACCGACGCUCACCCCAUCCUUCACAUUUCCAUUCAGAGUAACACAUGAAAGUGUUUGUUUACCACCACCAGCUCUGUCACUACAGACCAGUGGAACAAACUUAGUUCAUUUCAUGGCAGAUAAACAAAUACGACAGCCAACACCUUGUGUCUUUAUGUACAUUAAAACCUGUUAAUGCCAGGAGCUUCAGAGGGAAAACGAAAUUACAAAAUACUCGUUGACCUGAGAGAAAUUUAAUUAGAAAACUUCAAAAGGAAGUUGUAAUGCAGAGCUAUUCAGACAUUUUCUAACAGGAUUAGUUCUAUAUAGAGUUGGAGUUUGCGGCUUUGUCAUCAGGAAAACAUUCACAAGGAAUCAGACUUUCUGGCUCAUACGUAACAUUAAAAUACUCAGUGCUGAACUUUGCCCAAAUAUGUACAGACACCAGGACAGAUUACUGUCAUGAUCUGAUUAUCAGUCCAGUUAUCUUAAUAAAUUCACGUUUUUAUGGUCUAGAGCUGCACUGUAUGUAUCAGGUAUUGCAACUUAACAGGUUCAAACAUUGCGGCUUUUGAUUUCUUGAGGCAAAAUCUGGUUUGCCUGAUGAAGGUCUAAUACUGAAACGUUGCAAAUAAUUGAUUGCAAGUUGGACAGUGUGCAGGAACCCCUUUGCUACAUUUUGGUUAUUAAGGGCCAGAAAGUUAUACCAACUCGAAACAAUGGUAAAGCCCAAAGUGAAUCCUUCAUUUUUAUUUUAGCCUGGCAACAGGUCACAGCCGUUUCCUGCCAAUGAGAUUAAAAAGAAAGAGAAAAAAAUCCACCUAUACAGGGACAGAAUAUGUUUGGAUCUUUUGCUUUCUUUUGCACCCUUUAGACAAAUUAGUUGAUUAAUGAUUUUUACUGUUAUUACCCCUGCUGUCAUUUACAUUCAUUACAGAGUUUGAUAUUGUGCAGAGCAUGUGCGUAAGAACAUGUGUAGAAAUAACAAAGAGUGAAAAUCUGCAGCGAACAGAUGGUGUUUGAGUGUCGGCUCAUGUCUUUGAAGUACUUACGUCUGAGCCUCAGGCCCACAGAAGACUACAUUGAUUUGGCAGCGUGGACAGCGAACCUGUUCAGCUGCCUCACUCCUGCAUGCAUGCAAAGUAGUCACGGCCUGCUGGCCAGCUUCCAGCAUCCAGCAAACACACAGAGAGCCCGGAGAGGAGGUACCCUUUGUUUUGGAUCAUGGUCACUGAAUCACUGCAGAAGAAUGAGUUGUCUUGCAGCAGAUGUAGUCAGAGCUGUGAGUAACAGGUGGGAAACGUGGCAGCACAGAGAGGAUCUGAGGCUUCAUCUGUUGUGUGAUUGGGUUGGUUAAGUUGUUGGCAGAGUAGGAAUUUUAGUAACCCACUACUAAAAUAACAGCAUUUUAUAGGGAUGUUUACUCAGAGUUGCUACAACAACAAAACAGUGCAAAGAUUAAAGGGGAUUCCCCGUUGACCGAGUCACAAAUGACACUUUAUUAUUGAAGGCAGACUUGUUCUGAUUUAGAGUGUGUGUAGAUCUUUUUUUUCCCUUUUGUGUCAGAGACUAUUAUUAGGUAACUUGUCAAGCAAAACUCAGCUGGACCCUUUCUCUGAAACUGUUCACCCCACCCCAGGUUUUGUUUAAUGUGAGAUUUUACAUUGAAUGUGGCACAUGCAAGUUUAAAGUGAUCCUGGCAGUCUUUGAAAACCUCUUGUGUGUAAGCAUCCAGACUUACUUUGUAAGACGAAGAGUAAACAUGUUGUAUCACGCUACAUUAGUUCUCAUGAUUCUCAUUAGUGCACUGUCUAAUGAUGUCAGAAAGAUUAAAGCUUAACCAGCAUGGUCCAAACAGUACAGUACAGUUGCACAGUAUGGAUGUGUGUGGACCUUUGUUACAGCGGAUCAGCGGCCCUUUGCGUGAUUUUGGACGAGUUAAAGUAAAGCAGAACUCAGACUCUCCCUCAGUAAUGCUGAAUUGGCCUCUUUCUCACUGAUGUGGCCUACGAGGCAGCAGCCUUUUCUUCCUCUCUCCAUGGGCCUUAUCCUCCUUCAUACCACACUUCUGUCUUUAUUUAGCCCUGGCUUCACCCUCACACCCAAACAGCACUUUAACAGGGAUAUCUUACUUCCCCAAUGCAUAUUGUGAAAUAAAAAAAAACGGGGUAAUCAUAUGUUAUUGUUUCUAUUUACAUUCUUGUUACAACUUACUUACUUACCCUGUCCACUCAGACUUUGUCACUAAGAGAGAGUCCGUUCUCAGUUGAAAAAAUCCAAGACUGUGACUGGAUGUGAUUUAUCCUCUGUGUGGUGAAUGACGAAAACUGGAGACAGUGACGUCACAGAAAAUGUACUUGAAGCUCAGAGACAAAGACAAAGACAGGAGAUGACAGCUACAAGAGAGAGUCUUUUUCCAACUGGUUCCAACUUAAAGGGAUUUUCUGGCGUAAAAUUAAUUUAGGGUCAAACACUCCGUAACACCGAGUUAGACACCCCUUUGAGAGAUAAAUGUUGCCGACCGCUUGCUUCUCUAGUUAUACCAACUUGAGUAAUGACCGAACGAUAGCAAUACACAGCGGUCAGAGGAGCCAUAAACAAACCUUAACCAAAAAGCCACUCUACAGCCACAAAUAAUGCUUAGAACAGCACCUAACUUCAUCAACAGUACAUAUAGGGUCUCAGCCAUAGUACUAGCCACCAAACAUCUUUUUAACUUUACCUAAUUUCUUUAGCAAAGAGACUAAACACAACUCACCUACUCUCUUCCAGCAGCUGCUUGUUUGUAGCGAGACCUCGGGCCAGUCCUUUUACGGACUACAGCGGGGUGUCGCAGCUCAAGGAAGAACAUUUAUGAUAAUUUCUUCAUGAAAAUGCAAUCAGACCGAGACGCAAAGGCAGAAGAACUACUGCGUCUGCAGUGCAAAAGGAAAUGAUAAAGACAUUAAUAAAGACAUAUUCAAAGACAUUUAUAAAUGCACAUAUAUAAAUAGCAGUUUGAAUAUCAACUCUUGCUAAAUUCUCAAACUCGCACAUUCCCUAAUCUGCAUCACAAACUCGUCCUGUAACCCCCGGUCGAUUUGUUUAUAAAACAUCCUUAGAGAUAACUGCUGCUGAUAAAAGUUGAUGUAUAUGAUCUGAUUUCUUAAAACAAAAUACUUUUAAAAAAUCUUAAAAGGUGCCCCUAAAUUUGUUAUGUCUGUUGUUUGGUCUAUUGUUAUGUCAUAUCACUGAAAUGAAGUCAACCGCUGAUUACAUCUUCACCACAAAGAUUCCUCUUUAUACUUCUACUUUAAGGACAGAUGCUGGUUGUUUUAAGUUGGCAGAAGUCAGAUAUUUGAUAUGUUUCACUGAGAGCCAGAUACCUGCAUCGUACCCAGACUGCCUUAUCAGACUGUGUGCUGUUAAAGGAUGUAAGCAUAUUGAUGCCGUUGAGUGACACAACAAGAUAUUAUCUCCUCAUUGAAGAAGUAUCUGAUCAUUCAGGGAAACAAUGCACCCUGUUCACCCUUUUUUACCUGUUGUGUGCCAUUGACUGAUAUCUUUUUCUUCAAACACCUUAUCUGUUAACAUAAAUAGAGAUACUUAUUCUACUCAGUCAUUUUUUGAGAUCAUUUUAAGGAGCCUCAUCGGUUUGAAAGAGUUUUUUUAAUCUGUAAAUUACAAACAUCUAAAUUCCUUGUGAUGAGUUAGGGCCCUAUGAUCUGUGAUGAACCUCAAAGCUCCAUGGUAAACAGUAUCCAGAGAGUCACAGCUUUUGGAUGAUGCAUGCAUAUGCAACAAAUCACUGUAGUCAACAUGGAGUAUAAAAGUAGCAGCAACAAGUUGACGAUGCAGCAAAAGAAAAUCAACUUAAUUUAGAAUCAGAAGCCUGGCCGCAACUUCUAAACGUGCUGAUGAAUCAUUAAUAAAUAACCCUGGGUAGUUAUAAGUAGAUACCGCCUCAGUUACAUCACCCCUAUGCAUUACCCUGAGACAUCCUAAUAGAUUGUUGGUUCAGCGGCUUGUCCUUGAAUUUGUAAACAUUAUGAGGUUUGUUUCAUCAGGUUUCUAGAUCAGCUUGAAUUCAUGAAAGCUGUAUCAAAGGCCUCUUGUAUGUAACAGGGCCCCUGAUACUGUGUUGGAGCUGAGCAGGAAAAAAACUGCCUUGCCUGCCCGUAAAAGAAAAUUUGCAUUGGGAUCAUUAUUAUUGAUACUGUUGAUAUAAACUGUAAACAACAUCGGUCCAAAGACGUAGCCCUGGGGCACGCCGUGGCAGCAUGGGCAUAAGAACCUUUUAAAUCCCUUAUUUUCCUUUAGGUGAAAGAAAUUCAUGAUAGUGAAGUCGAACAGAUGAUCAGCUUUUUGAUAGGUCAAGAUGGGGUUGCAGAAUUUUUAUAUGUGGAUUUGGUUGUUUAUACUUCCCUCCGUGAUCUAAAAUAGCUGCAUGUCUGAUAACUCAAACAGUGUUGUAAGCAUUUUUGACCAUCUCUCACCACAAAGGAAACUUCCCUGCUGUGUCACAGCUGCUGCGUAUUGUCACUGUUGUGCUUUGACAUUUCAGAUGAGUCAUGAGCCAGAUUGUACUGUUUUAAAAUACAUACAAAGGUAUUUUCAUGAGCAUACAUGAAAAUAUACAUCAGAAUACUCGUACUUUAGCUGUAGCUUGUGUGUAGGUGAUUCAGGAGAUGGAUAAAUGCAAAUUAGUUUGGUCUUACAUGGAUGCUUUGUUUCAUUGAAGUCUCUCUCAGAUAUCUGGUGCUGAUUUGAGUGUGUGUUUGUAUCUGCCUCCCUCCCUCAUGCUUUUUUCCUCUGCUCAUUAUCCAGACUCGUGGACACACUCCAAGGUCAGAGCUGUGAGGCAAUGGCCCAGAUUUUCAUUUCACCGUGGCCCCUCCUUUUUCUUCUUCCUUGUCAGCACUUUCACAAGUUCACCCUACAGGCUCAAGUUGCAAAAAAAAGAGGGAAAUGGUUGAAUUCUUCGCAUUUAAUAGAAAGCCAGAGAAUGAACGUCUGAGAAAGGCCAAACCAAAUUUGUAUAGACUCAUUUUUCAGGCCUUUCUUUGGUUACUCACUUGCACACAUUCAUGUCAGAAAGCUUGACCUGUGUAGAUGAGGUGAAGUGCUUCUGCUUUAGGAACAAAGUGACAACGAGUAAUGUCUGAAACAUAUUACUGGUCUAAUACAUCUUUAGAAAUAGAGAUGAAUCAUUUUUGGAGAGUUGGCUGACAAGUGCUUCAGUUCUUCAAAAAUAAGAGCGCUCAUUUGACUCAUGUGUUUCAUGUUUUUUCAUGUUUUUUUAAGAUCCUCUUGGUUCCUGGUCAUGUUUGCAAGCCAAGCAUUUUAGCAUGUAUUUGUGCUUCUGUACUAACUGUAUUUUUCACUAGGCACAAAGCCCUGUGUUGAAAUAUAUUUUGAUCACACGAAAAGGCCAAAUCCUCCUAGAAAUCGGAUGCUAGAACUCAUAAACAAAACAAUUAUGAUUCUGGGUGAUUCAUCAAAAAAUGAACUUUUCCUGUAACAACUGCCAAAGGCAAGCAAGGCUGGAAACGCGCUCUUUAGAUUUUAACCAGGAUUAAUGUCAGUGGGAGAAAAGCUGGCUCUUUAUUGCUUUGACCCCGAAUUGCCCCCCAUGUCUACUUAAGACCAUGGCUCAUUCCACUGUGUUUGGUUUGUGAACAAAAUCUCAUAAAAGUGAGCACUGCAGUGCAAAGGCGAGACUGUCACUUUGUUCCCACGUUUCAGGCCGUUCUCUUCGACCGGCUCUGUGGAAAAAAGGCACACUUAGAAAAACAGAUUUAUUACACUGAUGCUGCUUCAUGUCAUGCUAAGAUUUUUAUGUGUUAAGAGUACGUUAGAGGAGUCCAAUUUCCUUUACCAAACAGAAUCGACUUUAUGCAGUGUGAGCAUUUAAAGGACCUCCUCUAAACAUAUUUUGCAUGUCAAUUUCUGCUGGUACAACAGUUUGGUUUUGGCUUUCUCACAAUUCAAUGUGCUGAGUAAUGGAGUUUGUACCUGUCUGUGUACACCAGGUUAUUUCCUUAUCCUGGCAAAGCAACCAGCGACUCAGCAUCAGAGAUUCAUUUCAGUCAUGGCUAGAUUUUAGCUCAGAUACUACAGCCAAGAUACUGGGGCUUCAGUCCAUAAUAAAUAUAAAGGAUCUAUACCCUUCUCUGAUCAGUUACAUCACAGAUUUUUUUCAUUAGUAUUGUAUCCAAUGAUGAAAGAUGCAAUUUACCCUCGACAGUUAGCAGAUGAAGCACAGGUGUGAAAGCUUCUGGUCCCUCUAUUGUACUCCGUCAGUCUGUGAAGUAGAUAUUAGAUUGAACUUACUCACUGGCCAGACGCUGUAGUUAAAGACAAUAUUUUUUUUUUAGGUCGAUAUGCAGCCCAUGAAAUGAUGGUGAAUUAUAUACAGAUUCCUUAACUGUGAGAUUAGAGUCAAAUAUCCCUCAAGUUGCCCUGGACUCAGAUGUUUCCUUCUCAAACAGGACACUUUUUGAAUACUAGUUUUUUUUUCAAACUAGUAUCCGUUUAUUUGUGUCAUAAUUCAUACUGCAUUAAAGACACAUAUUGUACAACAUAUGGAAAGCCUCCAUCCCUCCAUUGCUUGUGCAUCAAGCCUCCUGUUUUGCCCCUGUUUUUGGCUAAAUGUUGGCGGCUGUUGCUGUGCCACAACAUGAGCAGAAAAAACAGCUAGAGGAGGUUUGGGUGAAGCCACCUGUUGCUCUCCAGGGUGGUAUUUUAAUCCCUUUGCUUUUUACUGUAGAACAAUUCAAACUUAAAGUGUUUCAUCAUAUCUUGUGAAAUUCUCAUAGAUUAGUCACAAUGACAGUAAUGGUGCUGAUAGUGUGUAGUACUGAGCAGGUUAACAGGGUGCUCUAAGUAGAUCUAAACCACCCUUUAGUGUCCUCACUGUGUGAAGAGUUAAGGUAACACCACAGACAAGUUGCCAUGUCCUAGGGGUUAUGUUUUGAAAAUUUCCAAUAGAUUUAUCUUGUCUGGCCUUAAAUAGAAACUAUCCUUCAUUGAUGGUUGAGUAAAUCUUGCAAUUGCCCCUUGUGUUGCUUUGUUUUCCUCCACUAAUUGAAGCCAGUUAGUGACUGCAACAUUAGCUGGAAGUCUUUGAACCUCAGAGCUUUUAACGUCAUAGAUCGGAUGUUGCAGUUUUGAAGAAUCACAAAAUAAACUCACCCCUUCAGCUGUGUUUUGUCACUUACACAUCAGCUUGAAAAAUACAUAAUAUCAUUAUGAGUAUACUUGAUAGAGGCUGUUAUUAAAGAAUAUGAACAUUGUAGUAAAAAAAGUGGUUUUUAUGUGUCAUUUGACGUAACCCCUGUGCUUAAAAACUGUUAUAUGAUGUGCAACAGGUGUGCCGUUACUUUUCUCAUAACAACCACGGCCUGUAAUUGUAAAGAGUUGGUAAUCAAAAUUUUAAGUAAGUGCUAACUUAGCAGCUGUUCUGUGUACUGUAUUAGUGUGCCGUUUAAUAAUUCACAUCUUUAUGAGGUCAAAAAAUAGUCAACAAGAAUAUUAAAUGCUGGUAAAUAAACACAGUAACCUGACAACAUUUGUUGACAGGGCAGCUGGAACGAUAAGAUGGUACACUUUAUUGGACCAGAGGGGGUUAGAACCACUAGACAUGGAUUUGUGUACCGUUUAUCCUCUGUCUUCUGUUCAGUGUCUGUUCAGUUGAGAGUACUGAGGCAUGACUACACUUCAUUUCGAAUCCUUUUUUGUCUCCCCACAGAGCCACCAUAGAGGAAGUGGAGGGGGAUGUGUGCGAGUUGGAAUCCAAGCUCGACAAAGUGAGUACCACCCAUGAAAAACAUUGCUUAAUUGUUCAUUUGUUCUCCUGUGUGAACUGGCAGCCAUAGCAGCCAUCCUGAUCCUGUAUGUGGAAAGUUGCAGGUUUGUCCCUGGCUUUGUCCCCAGUACAGUCCCAGUAUACUCCUGUUAUAUCCCCAGUAUAUCCCCUGGCUGAGUGCCUUUGUCUGAGACUAAUAUAGACUACUAUCACCUCCCUUAACCUUUGAUGUCAUCGGACAGGUAGGUGUGUUUUAGAGGAGCAUGGAGAAACACAUCUUUUACGCUGAAGUUGAACUUCAGUCACCUCCCUGUUCAUUACCACAGAACUGAGGUGUUAACAAUAAAUGCUGCUUCUUGGUGGUUUACCUGCCUCUAAUUAAUCCACUUUUUUUUCUUGUUAUCUUUUUGUUUCAUCAUGGUUUCCUUAUCAGAAUCAGAACUGUUACGUUUGCCGUAAUCAGUUCUAGCUUUGGCAAGGGAGUGGAAAUGAAAAAUGAAGUCUCAACUUUUGCCAUUGAUUUAUGCAACUGCAUUAAAUUUAAUCUCAGCUGCUCUGCUCUCCUCAUCUAAAGUUAUAAAUCAGCCAAACAAGCUAAAGUAAUCACAACUCCGAACUUGCUCACUGACUGUGUGUGAGACUUCAGGCUUUCAGUCUCCCAGUUCAUUGUUCCUGGACUUACAGUCUUACAGAGUCCCACCCUCAUCCUCACCCCACUUCUGUGACUCAGCCUUGGUCUCACUUCCUCUCUUGCUCUGGAGAGGAAGGAUCUGCAGGAGAGUGGGUGUGUUAGUUUGCAUGAAUAUCGCAGCAAUAGUGUGUCAGUGUGUGUGUUUGUGUUAGAGAGUGUCUGUGUGUUGUAUGGGUGGAGUUUGGAAACAAGAGCUGCGAGUGACCAGAGUUCAACUUUGUCCUGGAGCCCUAUACAUGUCAGACAUGAUCACAUACAGGCAUUCUGCUAGACUAGAGGUCAAUACAUGCUUAACUAUGCAAGUAUUGAAUAUGCAGUUAAAAGGGAUUUCUGUCAAACUUAGUCCAGGUUAGGUUUGAGACUUCCUUUUGGUUUAGAAAGAGGUCAGAUUUGAUUAAACUCUGGUUCCACAUUUAUGAAAUCAUUCUUCGUGGUGAUGAAAGUUUAUUUUAGUGAUUUAUGCCGAAUAAACUGGAAACUGAGAGUGUGCAUCCAUCUAGCACAAAGUAAAGGUGCUGGAGAUGUUCUGCGGCUACAAGAUUCCUGCUCUUUUUUAAAUGAAAAUUUAUAAUGUGAUUCAAUGACUUCUCUUAAGGAAAUACUCAGAAAACAGUCAAAUUAAGCACAAUGUAUAUGACAUAACUAAACAUAAGAUCAUAGAUUCUUGGGGAUGUCAAAUUGGUUUUCAUAAUAUGUUACGUUAACAGAGUUAGCACCACCUCCCUCUGAUCGUCCUCACUCAAUCACUGAGGCAAUGAUUCAUUUAAAAAACUGGUUGACAGGAUUGUUUAAAUCAUAGAAAAUUUAUGACUUAAUUAUAAACUAAAUAGAUUUAAUGCACCUGUUAACUGUUCAUGAGAGAAAGCUGACAUGAAUAAAGAGCUUCAGUUUUAAUAAACUGAUUAGGAAAUUGCUCCAACUGAACAGAUUUCUAAUAAGUUAUGUUGCAGCCAGGGCUGCAGAGCCACAUUGAGGCUGUGUGUCAUCUCCUGUGUGGGAGUGGAUGGAAAGCGGCCAGUGUUUGUUGUGAGUUUACAUAACCUGAAAUUAUCUUUGCCCCCAAUGAGUCAGACGAGAAAAGUGCUCGCUGUUAAUUACCAAGAAACUGACAAAGCAUUUUGCUUUUUGUUCUUCCUUUAAGGCUCUACAUGCACAAAUCCUCAAUAUAUUUUUAGCAGCAGACUUCAAGUGUUUUUAAUAACAGUGAACACCCUGAAGAAAUGACCAGCACCAUUUCCUCUCAACUGAGUGUUAUCUUCUUCUCUCAGCUUGUCUGAAUCUUCAUAUUUUUUUUCAUUUCUCACCCGUAAGCGUGUGCCUCUUUGUCUUUCUCUUUGUAGUUGGUGAAGUUAUGUAUUGGGAUGAUUGAUGCUGGCAAAGCAUACAACGCAGCCAACAAGCAGUUUGUUAAUGGAAUCCGGGAGCUAGCCCAGCAGUCCACCAAAGAUGAAGUCAUCGAGGUAAAUGAAAUCAACCUGAAACGAUGGUUAAAUCAUUUCAAUGUGUCAUUUCUUUUUGUGCAGGUGGGGGGUUACAUAUUUUUACAUUAAGUAAAAUGAAGAAAUACUUUAUAUAAUCCAAGUAAUGAGCUACAUUAAAAAAAACGAGCUCUAAACUCAGCGUAGUGUAAAGCUGUGAUCUACUCCUUCCAAAUAAAAUGGAGUCAGUGCUUUCUCUUUUUUCACGUACUCCCUGCUCAUCCCCGAUGAGUCAUCCUUUGUGACAUUACUACACUGAAUCCAAAUUUUACAAAUUGUAGCCUGGUGAAACCUUGUACUAUCUACAGGGUCUUGCAGAGGUCAAAUGCUCUGUCUUGUUUUCUCAUGAAUUUUGCACGGUGAUCCAAGCACUUCCUCUCUGCUGCUGCUGCUGUGUAUUGCACCCAAAGUCCGUCCCUGGGGUUUGAAGAUCUGCUGCUGCUGCAUGUGUGGAGAGGGAGUAACGUAGCCAAAAGAAGCCUUUCUCAAAGUGCUGUUAUUUCCUUAAAAAAAGACCACAGCCUCCAUAAAGCUUCACUUGUCAGACAAGAGAUUUUCUGAAUAUUAUUUUAACUAUUUUUAUUGUUUGUCUUGUGUGUUAAUUUGUGUUUUAUAAUUAUUGGAAUACUUUUUAAUGGGUUUCUGGCAUCCAUUUAUGCUUUCUCCCUUUUUUCCCCAACAGUCCAGUCUCACAAAGUUUGCUGAGAGUCUGCAGGAGAUGAUUAACUAUCACACGGUAUGUUACCACUUCCAUGUGAAACCGGAUGUAGUGUGACCCCCCCCCCCCCCCUCCCCUUUUUUCUCUUCUCUUUCGUAAGGACAAAACUCAGCUGGGCUGACUGCCUGGAACAGCUCUUUCACCAUCAGGGUUUUUAUUUACUGCUGGGAAGAACAGCACAGCACAAUCCAACACAGAGACAAAAGUUUUAUCAGGGGAUGACCACCGGUUGGAGACAAGAUUGAGAAAGAGCAAAAGAAAGACUUUAUUGAGGAUCUACAACAUUAUCAGGGUGCUUAGAGCGUUAUCAAACUGCUUUCACAGGGCUUGCAGUCAAAGUAGGAGAAAGUUGAGAGAUAGGAUAUGAUAAACGGCCUUCAGGUGGGAUUUCUAAUUACUAAAUUUCUUGGGGUUAUCUUUUCCUUGAAGAAUUGCUUAAAUAUUGAUAAAGUUUUAGCUUAAAGUCCAAAAAAGUUACUCCUGCCCCCAACAUAUUUAGAUCACACUAAAGAGAGAGAACUUUCCUGCCCAAUCCAGUCUUUUUCCUUACUUCAUGUGUCAUGGAGUGUUUUAAAGCUGGAAUAGAAUAUAUAUUUACCUUUUCUUGUCUACUUUUUGUCUAUUUUGGCUACCCUACAGCCUUUUUCAGCAAUGUCACAUAAUGCAUCGCUCUUUCAGCCACUCAGUCAUGGCCAAUAAAUCACUGCGAUAUGUUAACAAACUUUUUCUAUCCUCUGUGCCAAACUCCCCAAGCAGCCCUUUGUGACGGGUGUGAUUAUGUAGCUGUGUCCUCCCCUUGUAUCCAUCCUCAGUGGUCACUCUCUGGUGGGCAUGACACUGACGUUUACACAAGCAGACACAACUGUCCACUUAUUACGAAUCACUUAAACACAUAAGGGAUGCUCAUUGUGCGUCAGAGGCUCUCCCCCUCAGAAAAAUUAUUUUUCCUGAUCUCUCUUGUCAUGCCAUGUUUCACUCAACUCUGCGGACACAGACAGAGUGAGCUUCCAGCUGCCAUCUCGCUGUCUGAGACAUGUUAGCACAAACAACCGAGUUGGGAGCUAAAUGUCAGUCUGUGUGGUUGUGAAUGGGGACUUUGCUAUAGCAGGGAAAGCACAGAUGUUCUGCUGCUGUUAUCAUUAUGUAGUAACUAAUGUAAAUGUCCAUAAAUGAGAAACACAAAACAAAACACCUAUGACAGUUUGCAGCCAUUAUUGCUUCUGAUAUGUUGGCAUGAUACUUGAUUAACCUCAAAGGAAAUCCUAGAGCCAGGUUGCUCAACUGAACAGCUCAACGUUGAGUGUGUGUACUUUUCAACAUGAAGUGUUUACAGCGAGUUUUACAUUUAAAUUCUAAAAUACCGGAGAUUUAGUUAUUUUUUAGCAAACGUAUGAAAAGCACGAGAUCAACAAAGAGGUAGGAGGUAUUGCUUUUUCUGCAGGGGGUGUCAAACUCCACAUUAGCAGAAGCUAGUGAAAUAAUGAAAUAAAGAAGAUGUUUAGAAAAGCGAUGAAAGCAGGCAGACACCCAUGAUAAUACCAGAACCAGAAGAACCACAAAUAGAAAUAAAGUCGUUUAUCGUUUUAAAACUAAUAACCUUUGCAGUCUGAAUUCAAAAUGUAAUCAUUUUUAUGGACUGAGGUUGAAAAAAUACUUUACAUUAGGAGUAAAUCUGAGAUUUAUAACCUCAAUUACCAUUUAUGAAAGUUCAGAAACAGUUUGGAUAGAUUGGUUGACACUUCGGUAGAUCAGAAGUGUAGACAUACGUUUCCUUUAAGCUUGAUUAUAGCACUUUGUGGUGUUAGUGAGACUGUAUGUUUUCUUAUCUAGCGGUGUCCCAGAACUCUCAAGGAUGGGCUGUCCACCACAACUCUGAGUCUGUCUUCUCUUAUUAGCUUUCUUGACUAUAAGACCCAGAGCCUCCAGGAGCCAUAGCACGGGCCUGCUGCUGUGACUCAACUGUGGGAAUUGUCAUCCCGUCAGCUGACCGUUAGAUAGGUUUUUACCACUCAGCGAUCCUUUCAGCACAUGAUCCACUCAAACACACAGUGCUCAAUCUGUUUGUCACUGGUAGCCUCUCUCAGCCACACUGUCCAUAUUGUCUCGUCUGGCCUUGAAAUUGCACUGAAGCCCCACCUAGAAAAGAGCGUUUGUCGGGCCCUUUCCCUGGAAGCCCAUUUUUAAGAGGCAUGUAGGUUAAUGAGGAAAUGACUCACCACCGAGAUAAAGUGAGAAAAUCACGUCAUUUCUUGUGUUUAUGUCUUUUAUGAGGGGAGUUUACGUAGUCAGCUGGUUUGUAUAAAUUUAGCGGCUUAAUUGCACCCUGUGAUGUUUACAAAAAUCCCACCAAACAAGGUGCUUAAUGCUGACUAGCAAAGCGUCCUGCAGCCGCCAAAGCAAAUGCAUCCAUCAGCUUUUUUGCUCCUACCUUGUAAAGAUGGUCAAAUUGGUUUAAUUAGAGUUGUGUAAAAGAAAGAUGACAUUUUGCCGCACUGAAGAAACAUUAACCUCUUUUUUUUCCUCCACAGAUAUUAUUCGAUCAAGCCCAGAGAUCAAUCAAGAUCCAACUUCAAACAUUUGUCAAAGAGUGAGUAUUUAUCCAGUCAUGCAUAAACUUAUUUAUUUCCUUAAACAUAAGUAAGCUUGAAGAAUGGCCCUAAUUUUACUUCUGGGUCAUUUCUCUGUAAGAAAAAGUCACAACACAUUUUCUUCUCACUCUCCCUAGUAUCAGGAUAGACUAAAAAUAAGGAAUAGUGGACUUAUCAGAGCUAAACUGAGCUCUCUUUGAGUCUGUGCUGAAGGAAAAGUGUAAUUGAUUUUAAAUGGCUUACCAUUGAAAUUACAAAGUAGAAGCUGGAGGGAGCAGCAUAUCUGGUUGUCAGAGAAUCCAGACAGGGCUUUUAAGGACGCAAAAUUAUUUUAGAGAGCCUUGUAUCUCCCUGUUUAAGCCUCCUAAUAAAGCAUUGAAUUCCAGACUGCUUGUGCAGGAAACAGUGGGAACUUUUGGUUUAUGUCAUUAUAAGGAUUAGCCGCUUCAGCCCCUGGCACACACCGGCUAAAUACCCACAUCAGCAGCACCCAAACAUCUCAGAGAAGGCUGGGAAGCUUGUUCAUGCCGUAUUAUUCUCUGCCUUCCAGCAAUUUAAUAUUAAUCUCACUUAAGCAAGAGUUUAGAGACUUUGUCCUCCUCUUCAAGAUAAGAGGCACUGCCUAGUCACUUACACCAACACACAGGACCAGAACUGGGUCAAAUAGUUCUAGGAAAUACUUUUGUUUGUUUUAGCCUUCUAGGACUUUCAGCUUAACAAGAUUUAUGAUAUAACCCUUAACUCGAGGGUGUUCCUGUGGCCUGACCCUGGCUGUAUUGUUACUUCUUUGCUUUCCUUUAAAAGCUGACCUUCACCCUCACAAGAUAUGUUGGCAGCAAAGGGAUCUGUCUUUUUUUUAGCUUGGUCAUAGAUUUUCUCAAAAGCAUCAAACAAUAUCUUGACAUUUUUUAAAUACUGUAAAUAAUUGUGGCAACACGCGAGACCAUUCCAGUCAGCUCAAGACAGUUAUGUUUAUUUUUGUUGCUUAAAAUUAAAUAAAAGCUAGAGACAACUUUUUGUUAAAUAUGAAACUUUAUUCCCUAGAUCCUUAUGAAUGAAAAGUGUCCUCUCAAAGAGAUGAAUUCCUGUACUGAAUUAAUUUCAACACCUUUGUCUGUCCUUUGUCAGUGACCUACGAAAGUUCAAAGAAGCCAAGAAGCAGUUUGAUAAAGUGAGUGAGGAGAAGGAGGCAGCGCUGAUCAAAAAUGCACAGGCUCCACGCAACAAGCAGCAUGAGGUGGAGGAGGCCACCAACAUCCUCACUGCCACACGCAAGUGCUUCCGACACAUCGUCCUCGAUUACGUCCUACAGGUAUGACAGCUCGCAUAUAGGCUUUAUGUUUUUAUAGUAGAAUAUUGGAAAUGGGAAAAAAUUAAGGAGACAAGAGUAAUCAGUAAAGUUUUUUGGGGGGAGUGAUUCAACUUUUAACAACCUUGUAGCAGGGGCAUGACGCUGUAUUUCUCUAAAGUUGCACCUGAAACUUUAUUAAAAUAAAAAAGGUGGAAAUUUGUAACUAUAUUGUGACAGCUCAUCAAAUCUUUUUUAAUCUUUAUACUAAUUCAACCAAACAGUGCAAUUUUUACAGGACUUUGCAAAUUCAUCCAAACUCUAGUGUCUAUAUAAAUGGGGUCUGCAACCCUAUCAUCCCUCAAGACAUCAGCAUGUAUGUCACAUAUUUACUUCUUUAUUUUUAAAGUCAUAUUCCACUCAAUAUCAGAGGAUAUUUAGGCAAUCAGAGGCUGUGUUCCUUACUUUCUACCAAUCAGUGGUCUGUCACACUUCAAAGUCAGCAUUCAUUUUAAUAGUUAGAAUAUUUUUGUACAGAGAGAAAGUAAUCCAACAGUCUUAUAAGUAAAAAGCAGAACAAUAUAAACAUUAUUUCUCUACAGAUGAUUAUUAUUUUUUUUUAUCCUUGAAAAUAAGACCCUUAGUAUGAACUUUGUGUUUGAAAGAAACUUACUGAAGUUGUAUUUUUUAAAACAUUUGAUUUGGUGCCUGGACAUUAAAAAUGAUACAAAAUUGAUGUAAAAUUUUCCAUGUGUUGCACAAAUUUUCAGCCUCAACAAACAUCAGAACUUGCACUGCAACUUUUUCAGCUAAGCAUUCAAGGUGGAAACAGUCAUAGCAAAGCCCAAAGAAAUCCUAGAAGGGUUGAGAAAUGUCAUUCACAUUUUUCCAUAUCAUAAGCAAUACCUUAGAAGCCCUUUAGUGUUACAGUUUGAUCAGACUCUGUGUAAAACUAGUUUGCUGACAUCUUAACUUUUGGGCUUUGCUCAGCUACACACUGUCAUGUUGGAUGCUCCUCUGUGCACUAGAGCCAACAUAAGUUUGGAUAUGGAGCCUUAUAUGCUGAGUCGGUAUUUAAGUGCUGAUGCUGCACAGUGAAGAAUGAACAACAGCUGUGUUUGAGCCUGUUAAAUUUAUAGUAAACCACCCAAACACUGAUGGAUGUGGCUGAAAACGAGAAAUGGCAGCUAAUGCCUUAACAGGACUCAGAGAGCAGCUGCUGAUUCGGUCUUUAGCACUGCAAAACUGAAGCAGUAAAAGAAGUUAGUGAUAGUUUUGGUACACUGUGAUAUUAGGACAUAACACACAGCAUUUAUGUAUCUCUGCAUAGAUGAUGAAUGCAAACAUGUUCCUUUCUCUUUCAGUUUGUUUAAAUAUCAUAGACCCCUUACUAUUCAAGCCACACAGAAUGAUCUUUGGCAGUAAAAACUGUUUAUAUGUUGUUGAAUAAUACAUCAGCUGUGCCCUGAGUCUCAUCUCUUGGUCACACUCAUACAGAUGAAUGUCUCAUGCCCUCUGAUAGGGAGGCGUCUAGCCCUGUUAUUGAUUCUUACUCCAGAGGAAGAGACAAUAAAGCUCGGACAAUGCUGGCUCCAAAAUUAGAGUUUGAAAAGAAACCAACAGGGGGGUUUGAAAAUAGUGUUGGCAGCCUGCUCCAGAAGCCCACUGCAUAAUAACUCUCAUAAAAUAAAGUCUGACUGCGAGAAAUUAGUUGAGUUUUUAUCUCGCCCGUCAGUUUUCUGUUAGGGAAUCGAAAAACCAGCUGAUUUAGUGCUUCUCCUUUAAAGUAUCACGUAUUUGCAGAGCUGUCAGCACUUUACAAAUGUUGCUCACUUCUGCCGCUGUGCUUGCAGAAAACAUCUAAGAUAGAUUACAGCUCUGUUUUUUGUCCCCUUUUGAUUGUUUUCGUGGCAUUUUUUCUUAAUUAUAUAGUGCACCAUUUACAGUGACAUGCAAGAUGGUGGAGGGAGAAGGAAAUAUAUGAGGGAGGUUGUAAGCCAGACUUGCAUUCACGACUGUUAAAGAACGGAGCAUGUCCUCUUACCGUGCUGUGCCACGUAGAGCUGGAUCAUAAAACUCUGAACUUUAAACUCUCUAGGUUGCAGUGCUCACUGUCUGUCAGGCAUUUUGUGUUAUAAAGACAACACUGCAUGCUGCAAAAUGGAUUAUGAGCCUGCCUGACCAUAUGUUAUCACUUCCUGCUUCCAGCCCAACAGUGAAAAGCAGAAGCACAGUUUACUCUUUGCAUAGAUAGUUUUAUGUCCAAACAAACCUAAAAUUUUCCAUGCUUAAAACUGGACUACUUUAAGCCUAAAUCCUGCACCCUUGUAAGUGUGGGAUUACCACCACUUAACCAAACGCUCAUGAAUUUUACUCUUGGCAGUUGUGUUUGUUGUCACCAUAAUGAACUUUUCUGGUUAAACAAACCGAUGCUCAGAGGUACUGCUCCAGUCAAAACUACUAAUUGACUGUAAUCGAGAGAAAGAAGGGGCUUGUAAAAGUUGUGAUGCAUCAACCACUGUGGUUAGAAGAUGGAAAAUUGUGCUUCCUUCCCUGGGUGGGAUUUAUAUCUGUAUAUAAACACAAGUGUGGGUUUUUUGUUGCCAUGGAAAAGGGCCUUACUGCCAAAAAAAAUUGCUGGCCACAACAAGGAAUUCAAGCUUUAUUCUUCAGUGGGUCGAAGUGUACUGUCCCUGUUUUCUUGACUGCAAAAAAGAAAACCAUUAAACCCAGCAAAAUCCAGACAGUUUGUUGGAACUCACACCGGGCCGCUCCGCCCUCUGAAGGAGUCAAAUGCAUCAGCCAUGCCCAGUCAGGGACCAUCGUCACAUACCACUCAUCACUCUCUGUCAGACUAAAAGAAGCCGAAGAGCUUCGGUGUCUGGAUUUACCACCCUCUCUAACUUAUCUCCUCUCUGCAGCAUGAACCUGAAAUAACCUUUUGGGUCAGACUAACUCACGGCAUUAAUUAGCCAGAGAUGACGAAGAGUCUGCAACACACCCACACACAACAAGAAAAUACACACAAACAAAGAAAAGAGACAGACAGACGGCUGCAAUGCCUGCAGCAGAGGAAAUAGAUGCAACAGAAUCCUUUGAUGUAACAUGCAGAGACAUGCAUGCAGCUCCCCCUGGUGCAAGUACAUGAUACUACUGUCCAGAGAUGCUUGGGCUGGUGUGUGAAUUUUCUAAAUCCUCUUUCACUCAUUUCAGGCUUUACUGCUGCCACUCAUUGACCUUUUACUGACUGAUGAUUUUUUACUUUAUCUUAGGAAUCUUACCUCAUAAUCAUUUCUCUCUCGUGCUCUUUCUCUCUGUCUUUGUCACUAUCUCCAUUCCUGCUUUUUCUCUUCAGUAAGAUUCAGUACAUAGUUUUAAAAGCCUGGUGCUUGUACACCUCCAGUGCAUAUGGCUUCUUCCUAUUUUCCCACUGGAAAUUAAGCCUGCCGACCUAAAAAGAAAAAAGAGUGUAUUCUAAAAUGUUGAAAGCUGUUAAAACACCAAAAUCAUUUCCAGAAAAGAAGAUGUACUGUCUUGUUACUGCUGGUGAAAAGAGAUUAGUGGACAUGGUUUUGUAGAGGAGCACAAAGUCAUCGUCCCUGAUGAUGGUAUCAAACCACCUCACAGUCACUUAGACCACUUCUAUUUACUUGCAAGAGCGAAGGUAAAUAGGUAGGCAGGAAAAGUAGCCAUCUAAUAUUGUCCCAGUCUACUUGCGGGACUAUUGUAUGUCUAGGAUAAACACCAGUAUUAGAUCCUUUCACAGGGAUUUUAUGUUUGCUUUACUAAUUGCUCUUUCAAUUGUGUUCUUAUUCUCAUAUAGAUCAAUGUGCUACAGUCCAAGAGAAGAUCAGAAAUCCUAAAAUCUGUGAGUAUAAUCUUCUAGCACGUCACAUGAUUUAUGCAGAGCCCCUACAGAGUUUCUGAAUAUUCAGUUUUUCUCCACAGAUGUUGUCCUUCAUGUAUGCCCACCUGACAUUCUUCCACCAAGGAUAUGAUCUCUUCAGUGAACUACAACCACUCAUGAAGCUGCUUGGAGGACAGGUAUGGGCCAUACUUUAUACACAGGUUAACGUGCUUACUUUAGAGUGGUGUAUAAAACUUGAAACGUGUUUGUUUUGAUGUCAAAUUUAGCAGCAUAUUUCCAACUAAAAACAACAACUUCAAUUCAUUUGACCUCUUUACGUUGGUUUCUCUUUUCUUCCACCUCCCUGAUUACAAAACGUGGAGUUUUGCCUCAACAGUUAAAACAACGCUGUUUUCUUUUCUGAAUCUAUGAGACCUUAUGAAUCUGUGGUGGCUCAUGAAGCGCCUCAGAUUUUAGAUGGUGAACCUAAAUCUGAACAAUUUCUCCACACUCCAAUAUCCCACUUUAAGUUCUUAAAACUUCCUUUGCAGCUAUGUUAGCCUAAAUUGCAUAUGACAGCCAAAGAGAGAGUAGAGUGUGAGGGAUGACAAGUAGCCAGGGGCCAUGGACAAACCAGCUACAUGCGAUUAGCCUCAGCAGCAUCUUGGAUAUGCACUUGAACCACCAUGAAUCCCCACAAUUUUUUUAAAUCGUAGCAUAACCUAACACACAUGCAAACACACAAAUUCAAGGCCAUUAAGAUGCAAUCCAUCAUAACUGUAGUCAUCACAUCUGUUUGUUGUCAGAAGGUUAAUUAAUCCGGAGGCUCCUGGUUUUGGUUUCACUUUUUACCUUGUAACAACAGUUUUACCGUCUGUACAAAAAUAAACACCACUCUGCUUCUGGUCUGUGUUUUUAGUGUUAUUAGAACAUAAAGUAUAAACUCUCGCAGCACAAGCAAACAUGGAUCUAUUUUGGGCAGAGAAGCCAAACAAAUGUCAUGUGAGUUUACAUACCCGUGCCCUCCAUUGGUAAACACUUUUCAUAAUGUGGGCGAGGGACAUAUUGUAUGAUUACCUAAACAGUGUCCCUCGCUCAGGAGCUCUUUUGGAGUUUGUAGGAGUGUUUUGUUAGUGACUCUGAAACGUUAUUUAUAAUCAUCUUAGAAUUUGCAAGUGUCGUCAGUUCUGAACUCAAUCAUGAGGGAGCUGUACAGCUGCACUUUGACCCCCUGACUUCACCUCCAGACGACCCAUCUCUCCUCUUUGUGUUUGUUUUCCUAUCCUCCCAGUGUGUGUGUGUGUGUCUCUUGCUAUCUUUUUGUCAACUGAUAUUUCAGCUCAGUGUGUGUCUGUUUGGGUCCUCUGAUAAACAGAGCCUUCCCUCUGAGCCAGAGGAUGGCCCGAAUGUGACUUUAAGAUGAUUAUCACAGUGGAGCUGCUGUUACAGGGAGUAGGAAUGAGGAAGAAAGCAGCCAGAGGGGCUGGAAAAGGGUUUUCCCACAGUUAUGCUCAUAGGGUAGACAGUCAGCUGAGUGAACACAGCAAAGACUGAAGGUGAAUCGAUCCAUGGAGCAGUAACAAGGGCUGACUGGGAGGACAGUGUCUUUUUGAAAUUUUGGUACAAGGCGAAGGAUGCAAAGGAGUCCGGUUUUGGAGAUGAAGAGCUUGCAUGGGCAGAAGAAUUGAGGACACCAUUCUUUUCUGAUGUGCGAACCUACAAGUGAUCAAACUACAACUUUUUGAGAAACAGAAGACCUUCUUUGGAAGCUAGCUCUGAAGAGCUAGGACAGCAGCCUUCUAAACUGGAGUUAGGGGGUGUGUGUUGUUGCUCUGAAUUUGGAACCUUUGACUUUGGUAUCAUCAAGGAAUUGACAGAAAGGACCAAACAGUGCUGGGAACAGAUGAAAGGGGAGACAGGACCCACUUUGAAAAGCUGAUUUUUGGAAGGAUAAGAGGCAGAAUGUAAUCUGCUCAAAGCAAAGCAACUGGAGAAGAAUAGAAAGGCAGCUGGAAAGGAAUCGACUGUAAGCUUUCAACACUGAAAAGACUGCAAGGAUUUUGAAAGUAAAAGAUUUUUUUUCCCCCCUGGAGAGGAGGGAAUAGAGAGAGGGUUGGUUUCAAGUCCAUGAACAACCAAAGUAUAACUGCACUGUUUGGAUUUUAAGCCUGUCACAACGAAUUUGGAGCGCUGUGAAUCUGAAAGAAGAGGGAGAUCAGAGGCCGGGCUGUGGAAGGCAGUGACAAGAGAAGAGUGGAUUAUUUCUUUUCUCCUCUCCAUCAUGAAGCUGAAGAAGGUGGAGAGGCUGUGCAGGGAGGUGUGGAGGAGCUGUCAACAGGUCUGAUAAUAUGACUUGAUGUCUAAAGCCCAUCAGAGGCUCAUCAAGGGGUGGGAAUAUUAAUGAUAAUCAGUUAGUUUACAUGAAUGAAUGGUAAAAGAGAGUGAGCCAAUACAACAGGUUUUACCAACGCAGCCUGUAGUAGGUUGGAAAAGUACAAUAAAGGAUAUUCUGCUGUUUUUUCAGAGCUACGUACAGCAGUAGCAAACACCAAUAUACUUUUCCAGAUGUUUCCCUGCAGUUGUUGUGAAAAGUACGUGUGUGUUGCGCUGAACAUUUUCUGCAGAAAGGUACAAAAGGGUGUGAAAAGGCAUGACAACUUCCAAACACGAGAGUUUUCCACUCUUUUUAAAGCGCUUCCUGUUUCUUAAUAUAAAGAUUUCAGCAGAUUGCAUCUUUCCGUGACACUAAGUCUCAGUAUUUAACACAUUUUGGAUGAGUGUAUCCAUUCACAAGGAAAGGUUUGUAACUUUUCUAUGAAUCAUGCAGCUUACCACUGUAGUGACAUGUCAUAAGAGAUCUCUGCAGACAAAAUGACCGAAUGCUUUAUUGUCUUCAAACUCUUUGAAUCGGAAAUAUCUCAGUUUAGAUCUUCUAGCAGGGGCUGCAGAGUUUGAUAGAUAAGAUGUUACAGGUAUGGUGAGUCAAAAGGAUGUGAAGCGCUACACACAAACUCAUGUUUCAGCCUCAGAAACAGAUAGUCAGUGUGGACUGGACUGGACUGGACUAGUUUAUGUGACGAGAUGGGAGGAACAUUUCCCAUCCGAUGUUAUCAGCCUGCUGCUCUGUUGUCCACCCAUUUCCUCUUCAACAAAACAAAAGACCCAGCUCUGUCAUACGCUGUCUUUGCUGCAUUUUUGUUUCCUAAAAAAGUUUUAUAUCAUUUGAAAUAGAGAAAUAAAUUUGGUAAACUCAGCGUAGGACCAGUUUUAAUUUGCUAGUAUGUAAACAACCCGACAGGAAACUUUACACAAUCAAAAGAGAAGUAAAAUAUUUGCACCACUCUCCUCCAUAUUACUAUGAACGCUGGCUUCUGUUUAACCCAUUUCUAUAGAUUGGCACUUGGUUUAAAGUUGUGCCACAGUCAUUUAAAUCACAGGACGAGUACACUUGUGUAAUAUGCAGACACUGAUCCUUUUGUGUUCAAAGCACAAGACAAGCUGAUUUGGGUCAUGAUGUGGUCACGAACUAGAAAGAGACACAGAUUUAGAGUUCAUGGUUUUAAGGCAAACUGGCACAUCCUCAAAUCUCUGACCUCCAGCACUUGAUCCUUUUUUAAUUUGUUGCUUUCUUCUUUGCUGAGACGAUUCUUUAUUUUCCUCCAUACACGCGAUGGUCAUUCACAGGAUGAGGAGAAUCAAACCCCCCCCCACCCAUCCAAUUUCACACAUGACGAAGCUUUCAUGGCACGGGCCAUUUUGUUGAGAAGAGAAGGCUUGUCUUGUGUGGAUUUGGCCUGUGGAAAAAUUGUUUAUAUUUAGUUACAUCCUUAAGAUAAAAAAAGGACAAAAAGGCAUCAGUGCUCACAGACUGACACACAUACAAACUGCAGACAUCUGAACUCUUCCUUUUCAAUCCUGUAGCAUUAGAUUUAGAGAAUCUAUUUUUUCAUUUUGUUGGAUGGAUAGAAAAGGAGUUUAUUUUUGACCAAAAUAGAAAGAUACAUGAUUUCGAAUUUUAAUAUGUGUUUCUUUUUUUAUCUCAAGCUGGUUAUUUUACCUCAGAGGUUCUUCAGUAUAAGAGAAUUCAAAAAAUGAGUCUUAUGUAUUUGUAUAUUUGUAUAUAUGUGCUGCUGUGACUCAGAUCUGUGUGACCAGGUGGUUUGGUCAGCUUGACUAAUCAGUCGCUCUGCCCUUUGCAGUUGGACCAGCUGGUGGUUGAUGCUGCCAAAGAGAAGAGGGACAUGGAACAGAAACACUCCACCAUUCAGCAAAAGGUAAACGCAGAAUCAUAUUCGCUUAAAUCAACAAAAUGGUACAAAUUAAGGGCAGACUUUCACUUACAAAAUUGAUUCACACAGCUGUGAAUCAAUUUUCUAUAAACAUCAUCCUCCCUGCCUUUGCCCAGUCACCUGAAAACUCAAAAUCUGCUCUUGACUCAUGUGUGGCUACUUCAUAGCAGUUAGAUCCCCUUGCUUUAAGUUACAAAGCCUUUUUUAUUGUAUCCAGACCUCCCUCUAUUAAAGGUAAACACACAGCCCUCUGCUGAGAUCCUGCAUGACCAACCUUCUACCCCAUGGCCUCAUGAACCCUUAACCCUGGAUCACAGAGUGUUUCCCUGCUGAUACCGUCCACCGAUACUCUCUUUUAACAUGGCUUAAGUUCAGGCCACCGUGAAACACUACAGGCGUAGAACAUGAUGUAGUUCACAAGAUAACAUGAUUAGAUUUAAUCAGAGAUUCAUUUAUUUGCUUUUAAUGACACCAUUGCUCAGAAAUAAACUUCCCAGUAUUUACAUGCUGAUGCUAUUGAUUAAACUUGUUAACUCAACGUUUGUCAUUUGAGUGGUGGUAUCCCGCCCUCAGGGGUAAAGUAAUCCCUAUGGAUGAUCUCAGCCACACACACAUGCAUAAUUGAAGGCUGAAAAAAACCCAUUUCCAAACAAGUAAGGUUGGGUUUCAAUGAGAUACCUUCUCUGGUCAGCAUCCAUGCCAUGAGUUACACUUCCUGAUAUACUAUAUACCUCACUGGAAAAGAUGCACCAAACUACAAAGAGAAAAAAGAAGUCUUGAGGUGUUACGUUCCUGUGUAUAUAUGAAAAGUAAAUGCCCUUUGCUUUAAUUUAACGUCACAUGGUUUAAUUAAUAGAAGACGACAUCUGCCAGUUCUCUGCCCAGCUGUUGUCUGCUGGGCUCCUGUUAAUUUGUCUGCCUAUCAGCGACGCUCUUAUCAGUGUCAAACUUUGUGCGAGUUCUUUAAAGUCAGCCUUUUCUUGUCCCCUCUGAUGUUCUUUCCAUCUGUCGCUUGGUGUUUUUCUUUUGCUUGCUGCCUCCCCCACUUCACUCUCCCUCCCCCCUUUGGACCAUCAGUGAUGGUACAUGUGCCAACUUCCCCCUUGUCCUUGAGCACCUAUCCUCCACCUCCCCUGCCUUAAUUUAUCGAGAUGCUAUUUUUAUAUCGUCUGGCUCCCACUGCUCUCUCACUCUCUCGUCUGGCUGCUGUACACUGACUCCUAACCAACUGUCUUUUCUUUUCUUCUACUAUUUCUUCUUCCUCAUAUCUCCUCUUCCUCUACUCUCUUCAGGCUGCUCUUCAGGUGAGUUGCUCUUCCUUUUCUUUUCCCUCACUGUCGUACUUGUGUCCUAUCUGCAUGGUUGGACAGAUACUUCACACUUUCCCAGCACUGCUUAGACUCCACUUCUCUAACUUACAUAAUUUGUGAAGACCUGAACUCAUUAAUCACUAGAUUAAUGUGCCAGGUGUAAUGCCGUAAAAUAAAUCCAAAUUUUAUUUAUGCACUUGUACUUUUUUGCCAUUGAUGUAACCACCUAAAAUGAUUAAUAACUUUCAGACCAUCAUGACUCUGUUGUCUCAUCGCCCUUGAUUUUAUAUACCAAAUCAAGCAGCAUUUUUCUUCUCUCUGUUGGGUUCAAUUAUUUACAGUAAUAUGCUAAUAGAAAUGGAUUUUUAAGGUUAUUUGUAAUUGAAAAUAGUUUAAACAAGUCAAAACUGGAAAAUGGUCUUGUUUUAAGAAAAAUAAAUGCUCAUUUAUACACAGUUUUAAAAAUGUGACAGGGUAUGAUUACCAAAACGGGAACGUUGAUUUAGUUUCAGUAUUUGAUUUGUUUUCUUUUCACUAAUUUCAACUUAAAUGUAGGAUAGUGUAUAUAUGAUUUGCAAACCAUCAACAUUUAGUUUCUAUCAACACUUAACACACUAUCCUGUAUUUUUUUGAGGUUGGGGUUUUUCUUCAGAUGAGCAGGAGGGUAAUUUUUCUUUUCGUGUUUUUCAUUAUGGGUUUAAAUUUCUACCAGUGUGCCGAUAAACAGACGCCUUUUCUUGCUUGUUUAAACAUGCCUAGAUGUUACUUGUGAGAUUGCACAAAUGUUACGUAAAUAAGAUUGAAAAAAGUUCCUCAGGAGUCUUAAACUGAGAAACCAGGUUGAGUUUUAACAUUGUCACUGAAGUAGGUCUAUGUACUGUCUAUGGGGGCUGUAACUGUGGCCUUGUGAGGUCUCUUUGACUAGUUGUAUCACAAACUUGAGACAUGAGUACUUAAUAAUGAGGGCUUAAUAAUGUUUAAUUAUUUCAAACAUCAAGUGAUCCACAUCCACUUUAGUGACUUAGGUCAUUUGACCCAGUAUAAAUUACACAAACUUUGACACACCUGUAAAAUCUAGAUCAUCAGUUACUUGUUGUUAUCAGGUACUUGUUAUGUGAUAAAUAACCAGCUCCUCAUCAUUCAAUAAUACGCUUUUAAACACUAAUUCCUUCAAUUAUUGCCUCCUGUCAUCCUCAUAGAGUUCCAGAGGGUUGUAACUUGUGUUUUGUGUGCUACUAUCUGCCUGUGUGCAUUAUUUAGCAGCAGCACUGUGACCACAAGGCAUGACAGUGCCACAGUGAAGCUGCUGGAGAGAGAGAGAGCGGGGCUGCUGAGUAAGAACAUGUCUUACUCCUAUUUUGGUCCCCUUAUCUUAUAAAUAAAAAUGUAUUUUUCAUUAGUUUUAAAGCUGCUUUGUUGUAAAAAAAAAAAAAAAAGUUGCAUAUUUUUCGAGCAUAGCAAAGCUUGAUUAUUUUAAAGUAAUUCUCACAGGCUGGAAACACAGGAAUGGUGUUUUAAAUGAAAUAAGAGGAAAGUGUCGUUGUGUAUACCUGCUAAGUCAAAUUCAAUUUAAAUGUUUGAUGCUCAAGCUCUUCUUUUUUGUCGACUUGAUUAUUCUGACCUCACAGUUACACAGGCAUCACUCACACUCACAUACGCCCAGGUGACCUCCGGUUAGAGCUUCAGGCCUCAGGAGGAGGAGCAGAGGGAAGUGACGAAAGUUUCUAUAGACAUACACAGCCAUGAGAGAGGAGGUGACAGUUAGUAGAAGGGACAGGCCACGCUGCUCAGAGUCACACAGUUUGUCAUUGAGAUGCUGCUCUGCGAGACUUUGGGAUAAGAAUCAUCAGCGUUACAGAAACACUCACAUGGUGGCUCUUUACAAAGUCUGAAAGAUGAAGAUUUUCAGCAGAUUUCACUAUGUUUGGUAUCUGGUGAGUGCACUUGAAGAGGGAACUCGAGUUGGAUUCUGUGUGUUUGUCUUUGAAAGCGACAGCAUCCUUACGCCUCUGCUAUUUAUAGUAACAGUCUUUGCUUAUGGCGUGUUCCUGUAGCUUGGUAUUUAGAUUCCUCUCUGCUAAAGUAAGGACAAACAAACUUUUCUCUCUUUGUUGUUCUCUUGCUGUGUGUGACAUUUUAGGAGGUGACUGAGCUCGACUCUUCACCAGACUGCCGCAACUUUUGCGCUUGGAGGUCGUCCUCCGUAUGUAGAGUCACUGCAUUGAUUUCCAUCUGACUUCCAUGUUGUAACCCUACCUGCCCCUGUUUUACAUCUCCUCUCCUCCUGCACACACUAAGAGACUGCAUUGCAGUGUUUGUGAAUAUGUUUGCACCCUUGCUUGUUCCCUCAUGUUCAGGUGUCACACAUGCAUCUGUGUUGAUGUGAAUUGAAUUUGCAGCAUGUUUGUAGUGCCAUGUUGUGGGUGCCACUGUCUUCCACAGUGAGCUCAAAUUGCAGGUGUGUGUCAGUUUACUGUUCAUUGCAUUAAGGUUGAUAAUGAAUUUGAUGCUCUUUGGACAUUAGCCAGUUUGGACGUAUUGUUACUGUCAGCGUCAGGCAAACACCAUUGCAUCUUUACAACGUUUAAGGAACUAAGAGCAACAGCACUUGUUGACCACUUCUCUUUUAUAAAUGUAACUGGGUUAAAAAUGCUUCCCUUGGCCCAAGAGGUCAAAGGAAUUUCUCAAACCACAGUUGUGUUGAAAACACCCAGACAGGUUUUCACAUGACAUAUUACCAUUCUUAAGCAUAGCUCUAAAGUUUGGAUUCUCCGUGUUUGUGGGGAUUUUUCUGAUAAUUGUGUUUUAGUUCAUGUGUGGUUGAAAAUACACAAAGCACCCCAGAUCAGUCUUGGUCUCAUGAUGUCCCUGGUGGAAAGUCCUUUGUUUAGUCAGUCACUUUUCAUUUAAUAUUCAACAUAUGUUGCAUAUUUAUUGGCAUAGUUUAUGGCUUUGUGCGACCCAUCUCUCAAAGAUACUUUAACCCCACCUCUGGAAAAUGGUUUAACACUCAUCGCCAAGACUGGUACUUUCCAUUGUGUUUCCAUUUAAAGGUCACAUUUUGUCAUCCUUGUGCACCCAAAAUACAACCCCAGUUGUCCCAGAGUGUGUCAUACUGGAAAAUGGCUUGCCUGUACUUUUGCAAGUGUGAUGUGUGUGUGUGUGCGUGUGCGUGCGUGCGUUCGUGCGUGCGUGCGUGUGUGUGCACUCAGUACACCAUGUUAUCAAAGUGCAAUAGGGUUUAACGCUGUUACACUCAGGGUAUAUUUUCAAAUCCAGCAAUGAGAGGCUUUUUACAUGGACAUGCAGGUAACUUGCAGUCAUGCUUUAUGUGUAAAUAGAGGUAAAUAGAGUUCAUAUAGGGAAUGAUGAUGAAGCAGAGAGCACUGAAGCCAAAAUCGUGCUAAAAAGUUACUGAAAUCAGAAAAAACUGAAGCUGAUUUUACAAGUUUUUAUUUAUGCUACACUGAUAACAGCAAUCAUGCAGUAGAUUAAAGCAUGGCUGCAGAGAAAGCCUGUAAAUCGUCAGUAUUUAAAUACCUAAACCUCUGUCAGUCUGUCCAUCUUACACGUACGUCUACAUACUGAACAUCUAUACUGGCUGGUCGAGGCUGAUUGGUCAAGAGUGGGAGUUGAACAUGCUUUAGAAUAUAAAAGCUUAAUGUGCUACACUGAUCAUAAAUGUUAGCUGCUGCAAGCCCCACUCUCAAAGCUUAGUGCUUUUGGUUUGUUCAAGUGUAUUUUGGGGGUAAAAUAAUGUCCCAAGAACUGAAUUAAGACCUUUUGACUGCACUAUUAGUUUCCCCUUUGCUUUCAUUACUUAAACAAACUUUUUGUUUCCCUUUUGAGAUUUAUCCGAGACAAAAGUAAAAGGCUUUAACGUAAAAUUAACAGACAUUUCAAAGUUUUAAAAUGUGUAUCAGGUAAAUUGAUAAUGUUCAGCUGAUAUGCGUGUAAAGAAACUAUCCCAAAACGACUCUUGACCCUUUACUUUAAUAGAGAUUUUUCAUUCCACGAGGUUUAAGUCACACAGCAUCCAGGAUAUGAGGCUGACAAGAUUUGUGUUAAACUCUUUUUUAAGACAUUUCUUAAAUCAGAGCAACACAUCUGUAUUGGUUUUAUUGUGCCAGGAAAAAGUCAGUUGUCAGACAGAGUCAGACAGAAUCUGGGGAGGUUUCUGGAAGGACGACAGAGGAGACAAUUCCUUGGCUCAUAGUACCAGACUUAGAGCUGUAAAUGAUGAAGGUAGUGACACUCAGUGUAAAUUGACUCUACAAGGACACCCACACACCACACACGUGCACGCAUCAUGGUGUAAAAUGUCACUUUAAGCUGCGAAAGCUAGGAGGGUGUUAGGAAAGUGUGGCAGCGGCUCAGGUAGUUAAAACUGGACCGAUCACAGGGACAGUCCCAUGACAACACAGCAGAUUCAGUUACAGUGGCAGCAGAGGAGAUGAGAGAAAGGCUGCAUGAAAUCUCUACUUUCUCCUUUGAUGACAGUAACUCACUGUCCUAAUAAAGCUGAAUAACUACACCAUCAAACUAAAUAUUCAGCAUGAAGCACUGUAAAUGUAAAUCAAGGUUAAGGUUGUUUGCAAACAUAGAUGUAAUAGAAAAAAGGCAAAGUUUGUUUUCAAAGACUUUACAAAAUCCUAUAAAAUCAAAUAGAUAUAUAAUACACUGAUUCUGGGUUCAUGGACAUUUUUAUGUCUUACAGAUGGGACUGUUUUUGUUUAAAAAUGUUUACCUUAAGCAAAAUACACUCCUGUUGAUAUCUGCAAAAAAGUCCCCAUAUAACAUUCUGUUUUUAAAGUAAAGAAACCUGCGCAAUAACUUGGUGCAAUGUUAGCUGUUUGCCUAAUGAGACAAAAAAAAAUGCAUGUACCUGUUUGUUGCUCUGGAUUGAUGUAUGUUUGAUACUGAUCUAUACUUGUUCCUGGAAUAUAUUUCCUUACCUAAACCACCAAGUAAGUUCACUUGGGCAACACACUGUAUAAUCUACUCACACUAGUUGUUUAGUUAUUUAGAGUUGUCAGUGUAACUCAGCUAUAAACUUCACCCGUCUGAAGCAGGUACUGCCAAACGGGAAAAUAAACUCAAUGGGUUGAGUCAAAUAAUCAAAGCCCAACUGUGUGAAUAGUCAUAUCAUUUUUAUUUGUUGAUUCUGAGGAUGAAAGGAAACCAAGAAAAUUACAGUAUUACAAGAAUUGAGUUUAUUAUUGAAUGUUUUAUUCUAACAUCAUAUUUCUUGUUUUUGUCUUUUUCUUUCCUCUCUCCUGUGUCUUCACUCCUACUUUUCUAUUCAGGACUUCUCAAAUGACGACACCAAGCUGGAGUAUAAUGUUGAUGCAGACAACGGCAUCGCCAUGGAGGGUUAUCUGUUUAAGAGGGCCAGCAAUGCAUUCAAGACAUGGAAUAGGUGUGAUGAACACAUGAUUGAUUAACAUUCAGAUUCUAGUUUAUGUUCAAGAAAAACAUGAAAGUGUAUGAUAAAAAGUUAUAGGUACUUUGCAUUUCAAACUUUAGCAAGUUUCAUAAGAAAUGUUUAAAAGACUUUCAUAAAUAGAUGAUUAAAUUGUUGUAGUUUUGUAAUGCAGGUAAUCAGGACACUGUAGUGUGACUGCUUUAAAAUCAUAUCCCUCUAAAUAAACGUAUCUACUCAUCAGUUAUCUCUAUAAACAGUACCAUCACUUGAUUCUCACGGAAUUUGUGCCAAAGACGGUUAUUUUGAGGGUAUUUCCGGCAACUGCAUGUGACUGAGUUUUCUUGCUUUCAGGCGUUGGUUCUCCAUCCAGAACAAUCAGCUAGUUUACCAGAAGAAAUUCAAGGUAAGUCAAGUGACUCCCCACACACUCACCGCUAUCAAAAAUGCAUGUGUUUGACUUCCAGCACAAAUAUCCCCACCCCAUGUAUUUUUAACAGUCUGCUGUGGCUUCAUUUAAGAGCUCUGGUUACCAGCUUAAAUCUUUAACAAUGUGAUGAACUCCGACUGUGUGUAAAAAUGUGUUUAUUUUUGUGACAUGCAGGUCUUUUAUUUUGAAAAAUUUAAAGUUGAGAUAAUACACUUUAGAAGUUGAAAAUGUGAAUUACAGAAGAUGCUUCUUAACCCUCCUCCUGUGUUAGGGUCUGCACCGACCCGUUUUUGUAUUUAAAUGCUUAAAAGAACCACUUAAAUUAGCUUUUUUUGCAUGAAGACUUUUUGACUAAAUUAUUAAAUGCUCUAAUUGAAAUUAUGGCACUUGUCGUGUUAGAGUCACUGUUGUCCCGGUUAGAUCAAAAAUCAAUAGUUAGAGCAAAAAUUAAAAUCAUUUGUGCACUGUCAGGCAACACAUUGACAGUCAGAUCCUCUUCCAAUCAUGUGAGAUUUAGGAAAUUCUCAUUUUUCCAUGUUUUUCCCUGCACAAACAAACAACAUUGGACUUGUCCAGACCUGUGAGAUCAAUUCGGUAUGGAUUUCUGUCUGAGGGGUAUACUGACAAAGAAAGGCCCAGAGGCCCACAACAAAAACUAUCAUAAGCAAUAUUUUCAUAGAUAAUGAAGCCUAACAAGGUAACCUGGAGAUGAGAACCAAAUUGUAUGAGAGAGAAAUGUUUUUAGUGUAGUUUGCAUAUGAUUUAAGACAUGGUUCGAAACUGACCCGUAAAUAUAGUGGAUGUUAUGCAAAUAAUUUAACUGAGGAACUAGUGGAACACAUUUUUCACUGGCAACAUGCCUAAGCCUAACAGAAAAAGAGGAUGUACAAAGCUAUUUAGAAUAAUAGAUGAAGGCAUUGAUUUUUUUAAUACUAAAGUUAUAACUGGCCGGUUUAUUUUAGUCAGUAAUGAUUGGAGUGUUGUGCUUUUAAUGCUAUUUUCACCACUGCCUAACAUACACAUCACCUAAGUUAAACUCCCCUACCUGCUCAAUGUAAAUACUUCAAUUAUUUUAAGUGAGAUAUUGUAGUUCUGUAAAUGUUCAUGAAUCCUUUGUUUCUUUUCAAUAUGUUAUCAGAUAAAACGUCCUUGUUCAGUACUUGUUUCCUUCGUGUAUCUACCGUUUACUCUCUUCCAUUAGGAUAAUCCUACAGUGGUAGUGGAAGACCUGAGGCUAUGUACAGUCAAACACUGUGAGGACAUAGAGCGUCGCUUCUGUUUCGAAGUGGUGUCACCCACCAAGUAAGUGUGAUCCUCUGAGGUACCCAUUUCCAUCAGUCAAAUCAGCACUUGAGUAUGCAAAGUGGGAAGGUGGAGAAGCACUGUACCCACCUUUUACUCACAUGUACACACUUAAACGCAGAAGACAGCAGUUCAUGUGACGUAUCUGUGUCUCAUCAGGAGCUGUAUGAUGCAAGCAGACUCCGAGAAACUGCGACAGGCGUGGAUCAAAGCCGUCCAGACCAGCAUUGCCACAGCCUUCAGAGACAAGGGAGACGAGGGAGAGGUAAUAACCCGAUACAACGAGGCUAAUUAGGCAGUUAAAGACUUUCACACCAUCAUUAUAUAAGAUAACUGUUAAUAGAAGCAUGUGUUGAACCUGUUUGUUUACUUGACACCAGUUUCCUUUCCUCUGGUUUAUCUUUAUUGUCUCUGUUUAAUUUUUCCCAUGAGGAAGGCUGUUGGUUUUGCAGCCCCAGUUACACAACAGGGAUCAAGUUCCAUUUAUUUUCAUUUCAUGCCUUUUCAUCUUAAUGAAUCUUUAAAAUCCCUCUGGGUGUUUGUGCUUUCUCUCCUGACUCAUGUCAGAAACUGGACAGGAAGUCCUCCACAUCAACAGGGAGCUUGGACUCCGGUGGGGAGCCGAAGGAGAGAUCACUGAAAGGAGAGAGUGCCCUGCAGAAAGUCCUGGCCAUCCCGGGAAAUGCCGGUUGCUGUGACUGUGGCCAGCCGGACCCUCGCUGGGCCAGCAUCAAUCUGGGCAUCACCCUCUGUAUACAGUGCUCUGGUAUCCACAGGUGAAGAACUGCACUGUGUCUUUAGCAAUCAUUGGAAAUUAAAACAAAGAGAUAAAUUAAACCACUCUGUGAAGUGAUGAAAUGAUCUCUUUCUCUCUCAUUGAUCAUGUACUUAUUACAGACUAACUGUAGAACUGUUAGGAUACUGCAUGUGGAUUUGGAAACCAGAUUCUCUCAGACUGGGUUUUUCUCAUCAGUGCUUAGACCAGAAAUGGCAGAUUUCAAGUUCCACCUUGUGGCUAAACCCUAAACUACACUUACAAAAGUUAAAACUGUGUUUAUCUUCAAGACUUUCCAUUCAUCAAAACUUUGGAGCGCUUAUAAAUCAAACCAUCACAAGUCAUGUAUUUGUUGGAUUUUCUUAUUUCACCUGCAGGAGUCUGGGAGUGCAUUUCUCUAAGGUUCGGUCGUUGACUUUGGAUACAUGGGAGCCAGAACUUCUGAAGGUGAGUGUGGAGGAGCCGAUGUUCCUAUUUUUGAUUCAAAUAAAGGAGCGCUCCAUUUCUUUUCUCUACAUUUACAUAAGUUAGAUUUUUAUUCGCUCUCUUUCAUGCCUGACUAGAGCUAGGGAAGAUGCAGUCUCGUACUACAGUUUUAGUGGUUGUUAGUUCUUACGUGUUCAUGAUUAAUGGUUUUUCUUCUUUUCACAGUUGAUGUGCGAACUGGGAAAUGGAGUGAUCAAUCAGAUUUAUGAGGCCCGGCGAGAGGAGCUGGGAGCCAGGAAACCACAGCCGGGAGAUCCAAGGUAUGGAACUCACGGAAAGCAAAUCUGUACUUCAUACCAGGAGAUCUUGAUGUGUAAAAAGCUCAACUUUUAGACUAUGAUUUUGAAAAAAGAGGCAUUCAGUUUAAUAAUGAGAAUCAGCUUACAUUCUUCUACUUGGUUACAAAAAUCACCCGGUGCAUCUUGUUCAAACAGACACGAGGUGGAGGCCUACAUCAAAGCCAAAUACGUGGACCGGCGUUUUGUCCGUCGGCCGUCAGACGAGGAGCUUCGAAACAAAGUGGUUUCUUUGAGCAAACAGGAGAAGAGGCUGAGCAGCAGCUCUGAGCACCUGCCUCCAAGACCGCCGCCGCCCACCCCAAAACUCCGACCUGGGUCGAACGCCUCUGGACAGUCAGGUCAGCAGAAAAAAAAAAGAUAACAACCUUUUGGAGGUUUCCUUUCCUUCAUUUCUGAACUUACUGAUAGAAAGAUGAUUCACAGACUUCAAACACUCUGAGGUGUUGUCAUGACCAGGAUGGUGUUCAGCUUUCAUACAAACAAGAGCAGGAGAAUAUGUUUUAUAAUAAGUGGAAGUGGAAUAAGUUAUUAUUUCAAAAAAGUCAGAUAUUUAAAGCCAUACAUCAUUUUUAAGGGUUCAGGGGUUUUAGCAGCGUCUGUUUUGAACCAUUUGGAAACAGCGCUGGCUCAAAAGCUGGUGUCAUUCGUGAUCUUGGUUGCUUUUUUCUAUCCUCCGCUCUCAGUGCAGAAGAGAAGUGUCCACACAUCAACAUCUCGUAUGUUGUCUGUGAACGGCGUAUGUCCUAGCCCUCUCUGCCUCCCAUUGCUUCUUGUAGUCUGUCUCUUCUAGUGUUGACUGAGCUUGUAGUCUAAUUAUCUCUGCUUCUGCCCUCCUCUGCUCUCCUUCCUCACUCUCUCUUUUUCUAUCCUCCUGUGGCUGCUCUGUGCUUCUGGACUAACCCGUACUCCCUAACUCCACCACCACCACCUCCUCCUGAAACAUAUUUAAAACCCCUCACCUUCCUAUUUCCAAACUCCCUUCAACCCUAACGUAGCUGUUGCCAGCGGCUUGGAGGUCCGCCGCGACUCUCUCUUCUGUCCUGACGAGCUUGACUCGCUCUUCUCCUACUUUGACAACUCCUCCAAGCUCAGGAGCAGUAAGUACUAAAUGCUUAGUGUUUUGCUUGCUCCUUCUUCACCUCUGUCUUUCUUUGUUUGCUGCUUUGGGCUGUGGACUAAAAUUCCUUCAUCCUCUCUUUGGUUCCUUCAUCUAAUUCUUUUUGUGGAGAUCAUCCUGUCAAAUGAAAAGCACCGCAGAGUGUACCAUCUUUGUCUUUCUUCAGGGGUGGGAUAUUUGCCUCACAAACAUGGUUCUGAUCAGUGUCUGGUAUUUUUAUUUCUAUCUGUCACAUUUUCCUUUCUGUGUGUAGGGACCUGAAACCUAAGGUGAUGGUGGUGACGGAGUUUUGUGUGUGUAUAUACGCUGUAAAAAAAUAUUAGGAUCACCUGCUGUGUUAAAGAUAAAGAACAUCAGCUCUUGAAAGCGAGUCGAAACGUGUCGAAUAACUGCAAGGUAGUUAACAAGGUGACUGUACAUCAUCAUCUGCCAACAGACUUUCUCUUUUUUCCAUAAAACCCAAUCAGGAAGGUGUUCCUCGUAUUUUAAUCACACACCGGGAUCCAUUUGUGUCGUCUUGUACAAGCAGAGAUUCAGACUCUUUGUUGCUGUUUUUUUUUUAGUAAAAAGCGCUGACAGCGGCAUCCAGAACAGCGCUGAUGGAAGCAGGGAGAUGCUGGCCAACACCCCCUCCAAUAACAGCCUGGCAGAUGCAGGUAAGACACAGUCGCUUCUGCACGACACGUCUCCAUCAGAGAAAGAGAAACAAAGCAUCAUGCACAGGCACAAAACAGAAAAAAAGGGACAUGCUAGGGCCCGACUGAUAUGGAUUUUUUGCCGUUACCGAUUAUUAGGGGGGGAAAAAAUCAGAUUACUGAUUAAUCAGCCAAUUUUUUAAAUUUUUUAUUAAGUUAUGAAAAAUAAAUAUAUACUGCAGAUAUGUACAGUAUACUAUAUACUGUAGACUACUGCCCUUCACGCUGACAGGAAGACCCCCCCGCUGCUGCCACCGCCGACGAUCGGUGCCUCCACGUCUUAACUCAUGUUACACAUAUUGUAUUACACUUUAGCUUGCAUAUUACAUGGUGAUUCACCAUGAACUCGGCAUGACCGAGACCGGUACAGCAGGGAACAUCGUAAAGUGGGUUGAACUGAAACUUGUUGAAUUAUUGUGUGUUUCACAAACUGGUUUAUUUACCGUCGUGCGUCCCUGAGCUGCCUGCUUCAGAUCCGUCACUCUGUUGUGCUGUGAGGUAGUUAGUGGAUGAAGAUUGUCAUGAGGUCACUGCGCCAUCUACAGGAUAAGUUGGUGGAUCUUUUCAAAUGGCCGAACAUUUUCAAAGUGAAACCAAAUCUUAUUCUCCACAUUUUAUAUCUGAAAAUAUCAGCGUAAAUCGUCGUUUUUUGGCCGAUUAACGAUAAGUCUCAAACGGGCUAAAAUUGGCCUAUUUAAUUGGCUCGCCGAUAAAUCGGUCAGGCCCUAAUGCUUUUUGCACACAUGAAUGUUAUAAAUGAUGCCUUUCUCUGUGCCUGUGCAAGAAUUAGAGAAAGAUGGCUUAUUGUUGGACACUUAUAUUUGAACCUAAGCUGGUAGGUCUUCAAGGCCGAUUCAAAAAAUAAAGUUUUCUGGUAGAAAAUUCCUCUAGUAUAAAUGUCUGCUACCCAUAUUGUGGGUAGCAGAGGAGCUGAAGAGUGUUGUCCAGUGAAUCAUAAAAACUUGAGACAGCAGGGUUCUCAUUUUUUAAGCCUGGAAGGUUUGGAUCCUGAUGAAAUCAGUGCUGCAUCACACAAACACCUUUUGUUUUAUUUUAGAUGUUGUCGCAUUUAUCGCUGAUAAAAAAGGUGCAAAUGACGUGAUGUUAAAAAGGUCUCUCUGCUUAACUCACGUCUCUUUCCUUCUUUGUUUUAGAAGCCGCUGAAUCUCCGCCCAUGCCCAUGCCUGCCACACUGCCUCCACCGUCCCCCUGUAAAGAGGUGGUGUUCUACGAGCCUAAAGAGUACAGCCCAGGUCUGCAGCUCUACUGGGCUUCAUGUGCUCGCAGCCUGCCGGACAUGGCUGAGGCACUGGCCCAUGGAGCCGAGGUCAACUGGGUCAACACCGAAGAUGACAAGAGGACACCUCUUAUCAUGGCGGUGCAGGGGGUGAGUGCUGCUACACUUAGUUUUUCAGACCCUCUUAGGAUAAAUAAAUCCUUGUUCAUUGUGUAACUUUUUAAAUUGAAUUUCAGGGUUCACUGGUCACCUGUGAGUUCUUGCUCCAAAAUGCAGCUAAUGUUAACCAACAGGACGCCCAGGGACGGGGACCUCUCCACCACGCCACCAUGCUGGGACACACAGGGUUUGUCUGACAUGUUGAAUAUAAUUAAUCAUAAUCUUGAUUUAAUUUUGAAGCAUGUGAAGUAAGUAUCUUGUUUUUUUUUUCUCCUAUUUCAGGCAGGUGUGUUUAUUCUUAAAAAGAGGAGCAAAUCAAAAUGCUGCAGACAUCGACGAGAAAACACCCCUGACGAUAGCAGUGGAGGCAGCCAACGCAGACAUUGUCACUCUGUGAGUGUUUUUCUGGCAACAUUAGUUUCUGUCUAGUUCAAGAAAUCACCGUUUAAUGAUGUGUAUGUUUUGUCGGUAUGGAUGGUGUGAAAUGUUAAGAUCUGUAAAAUGUGAUUGACUCUGAAUUUGAAGCUAAUUACCAUAUUUUUCACACUAUAAGGCACACCUGAUUAUAAGGCGCACCAUCAAUGAACGCGUCUAUUCGUGUCUAUUUUAGGAUAGGAUUUUAGGAUUUUAAGUGCGGCUUAAAGUGCGAAAAAUACGGUAUUUUGAUCAUUUUCAAGGGACUAAAAAAACGUUGAGGAAAAUAGGGGACAUCCAAUUACUGGCUGUAUCUCCUUUAGUUAGAAUAACCCGUAACUUUGCAUUUGCUCAUCUUUCCCCAGGCUGCGACUGGCCAAGAUGAACGAGGAGAUGCGAGAGGCGGAGGGGCCCUACAGUCAGUCAGGUCAAUAUAACACCAACAGCCCUACAGAGAUGCAGUACAGAAAAUGCAUGCAGGAGUUUAUUAGCCUGCAGCUGGAUGAAACUUAAUAAAUGUCUGAUGUCAUAACAAACAGGAGCAACACGCGGUUCAACCUCACUCAUCACAGGGACUGAGAAAUCUGAUUUCAGGGGUCAGAAUAUUGAAAAAGUGCAAAUCAAAGCUGGAAUAAGCACAGACAGUUUUUGUCAGCAGUUAAUUUGCAGAUUAUUUGUAACUUUUUAAUGAAGCGACCUCUCUGUGAGUGUAAAUAACAUCUUGUUGGGUUAGAGUGAGUGGAGUCCAUCUGUGUCGGUGUUGCUCCUGUUUCCUGCUGUACUGUAAGUUCACCUCCAGCUCCUGCUGCAUGCUGGGCCAGCUAGACCGUGAUGUGGUCCAACAUCAGGUGUUAGACUGUAUGAAGGUGUGAAAGGGUUAAAGCCAUCACCUCUGGACGGUACUGAAGAGUUUUGUUCCAAAGCGGAACAUCAACAUGAUUUUUCAAAAGUGACUGUUUCUGAUUUACAUUAACUGAUAGCACAAAAUCAAAGGAAAGCGUCACUUUGUACUAGACGGCCUGUUCUUCCUCCCUUUAAGUUCGGAUCCUACUUGGACAGAUUCCCUCUCUGUAAGAGGCGGUCUUUGAGAACGUUCGGGGAUAGAUAACUUUCCUUUUCUACUGGUAUUAUACUGUAUCUGUUAUUAAAUAGCAAAAAAUAGCUACCCAGUUACUGCCACCAGUAUCCAGUGACAUUCGGACCUCAGAGAUGUGGAAAGUUUCACUAUCUGGCAAUAAUUGUGACUUCUGAAUGAUGUUUUAUUUUUUAAUCAUCUGAUCUGUCUGGAGAGGUACAGUUAGCGUCCACAAAUCGCCAAGUUUCAUUUCAAAUUGACUUGUGAGAAGUAUUUUAUGCACAUUCCUUUCAAUGGUUAUGCAACGACUGUACCUUUUUCCUUCGAUUGUACGGUUCUCAUUUGAAGUCUUAAACGUGUUCGAGGCCUGUUUACUUCUUUCAACUGUUUUUAUGUUCAAACAUGAUGCAUCUUGCUGUUGUGACAUGCCUGAUCAGAAAAAAAAAAGUCUAUUUUAGAGCAGUUCUCUUUUAUAAGAAUACAUGUAGGAAACAUGAAACGAGUAUUACUACUGUAAAUGUUGUACAUGAUGUGCAGACAUACAUGUUUAUAUAGCCUCACAGAAUCAGCAGAGUUGGGAGUGCCAUGAGGGGGCUCUGUGUUCACGUCCUUGCUUUCAUCAUUGUUGAUUGUGUGGUAUUUACUCUGUUAUGAAAAUAACGUGUCUUGGAUAUUUGUCAGUUCAAUGUACAGUGUGCGUUAUCACGGGAGAUCCUGAAUUGUAAGAUGACGGAGGCGUGUUAGUGCCAUCACAUUGAUUGUAUUGAAUGUUACUGGGUUUUACGCAAAUAUCGACAUGAUCAAGAACAAAAGUGCAAUAGUGUAGACAAAUGUAACCAUGUAUAGAGCGUAAUCAUCCGUUAGUCCUAGCUGAUGUUAAACCUUAUCAUAUAUGAGCUUUACAUUCAGUGAUGUAGACACUGGGAGCAGGAUUAAAGAGCUCAGUGUACCGAUAGUUGAACGAAGCAUCCUGCCCCAGUUUUGUCCUUUCUCCACUCCAUUCAGCUCCAAAUCAAGUGAGGGCACCAAAGCACUUUGAUUCAACACUUCGUUCUACUUAUUCUCAUUGACAGAUCAGAUCGUUGUGUUUCAGACGGCUUGUUAGUGCGGGGAUGAAUUCAGUGGUUAAGAUAGAGAUUGUUCUGCGAAUAUGUCCACAGUUAGAGUUGUGUCUUGUAGAGUAGAAGCUGAGGGCUUUCACAGAUUGUAAGAAAAAGGGACUCGUGCAUAUAUGUUUGGGGCUGUCUUCACAAUUGUCCAUUUGAUGUUGAAGAAUUAAGCAUCUUCUAAUGAGGGCUAUAUGUGCUGCUUCUACAGUAGCCAGACUGUUAUUAGCCUGAGCACUGCUUUAAAAAAAGGGGGUCAAAUCCUCUUCUUUAAAGCAAGUCAGGAAUGUUUGGACCUGAAUGACAAAGAAUGACAUUUAAUUGUUCUUUUCUAUGUAUUUAUUUGCUUUAGUGUGUGCAAUAGCCGUGGAUAAAGAGUUGGAUAAUAACUGAUGCUGGCUGUUGUUGUCUUAAAGGUCAACAGCAGACACACGAAGCACUGUUAAUGAGAGGAGAGAAGGAGAUUUAUAGGAGCAGAGGAGAGUCAGAAGUACCUCUGAAGGAUCAUCAUGCUGCCUGGUUUUGGGAGAUUUGUUCGUUAUGAAGUAACACACUUGAUAGUCUCUUCAAUCGGCUCGUCCAGUCAGUGUUUGAGGGGAGGAUUUUAAUAGGGGUAUUAAACAGCAAUUAAAUCUUAAAAAAAACCAACCUCAAGUCCCAUCAAACUGCAGUUUAAUUCAAGUGUUUUUUGAAGUCAGAAUUGAAACCUUGAUUUAUAAAAUAGCCAGAGGGUUUUGUAUUUUUUUUUUUAAACAUAAUAUUUUAAUAUUUUUCAUAUAUGUGUUGUUUUUAAUUCUGUUUUGUCUUCUGCAGUCUUUUAAAACUCAAAAAGUUAAAGAAAAACAGAUUGUUAACUGCCUCUCUGGUGUAAGAGGAAGCUCUCUCUCUCUCUCUCUCUCCUUUACAAUGCUCUUUUCUUCUUCCUCCUCUUGUAAAGUCACUGUUCUUUAUUUAUUCCUUUCUCUUCUCCUCCCCAGAGUUUGUGCCUUUCUUCUGUUCUCUUUGUUUUUCUUUGGGGGUGCUGAGGCCAACACAACUGUAUUUUUGUACAUAAACUCCUGCACUUUAAACACAAUACAGUUGUUAACAAAAAACGAUCUCUGUGGGCUUGUCUUUGAUUUACGAGUCUUUUUCUUGUUUCUGACGGUUUAUUCGCAAGCAUUUUCCUUUUUACUCCUCCUUUUAUUUCUCUUAUUUUCUGCCUCUCUGUUCUGUUUUGUGUUUCGAGCUUCGCUGACACUGACAGGUAUGGCCGAUUUUUCUUUUCAUUCUUACUCUGAUGAUCUGUCCCUUUGCAUGAGCCCUGCACUCCUGGUAUUUUUAUCCUGCUUUACACCUGCAUAAUGAGGCUUAAAUCAUCUGUUUGUGACACAGUUUAAGUCCCAGUGACUGUAGAAAUACUUUAACUUGUUUGUUGCAUUUCUAUCUAAAAACGAGAGGACGAACACUGAGUCCUUUGUGAACAGUUUUAGUGAAACAAGCAGAUUUAUUAAAUGUCUAAUCUUUUCUUUACUACAAACUAGUAUCUGUUUUUAGAUGGUAUUAAUUUGGCAUUCAUGUCCAGUCUCAGUGGUUCAAAAUCAAGUAAUAUUUACGUAUAUUAAAGCACCUUUAAACCUUUUACCGUGUAUGUCAUAAGGCCCUUGUGUUGCAGAUGUUACCUUUAAAUCGUUGCCUGUGUUGUCUAACUCUUGCACCAUGUUUCUCUUGCAGGAGAUGAAACCUACCAGGAUAUUUUCCAGGACUUCACCCACAUGGCCUCAAACGACCCCGACAAGCUGAACCGCUACCAGCAGUACGAUCCGCAAAGACCCUGACACAGCGACAACACUGUCCACUAGCUCUCAGAGACACUGUGUACUUAGCCCAAAAGAGACAAAGAUGUCCCAAUUAACAUCCUCCACUUUACCUUCACAGUCAGUGAUCAUCAAAGUAGGUCGGUGCUGCCACAGCUGGAUUCAGAUCACCGCGUUUAACACAGACAAAGCUCCCUUUGGUGAAAUCUUUCCCUGUUAAUCACAUUUCACUCCUGUUAAGGGGAAACUUCUGUGAACAGAUAACCUCAAAGCUGUGCUUCCAGUGCGACCUGUUAGUGAAUGGUACAGUGUUUCGAGCCGUGAAAUAAUCACCUGAUCUCAGCCUGAAUGUGGAGCUUCUUUCAAGGCUGUCUCUUAUUUUGAUCAAACCUCAUCUUUGUAUCUUCCUGACCGAAGACAUCCAAAGAUUAGUGUCGGAGCUUUUUAAAAACAAAUAUGAGCACAUGUUGGACUCUUGAGAAAUUCAUUUCAAUUUUUAAAUGUUUUGUCUUUUUAAUAGGAUUCUCUUUUUGAACAUAGGCAAAUGCUACAGGAUCUUUUUUUGUAAGGAAGUUCUUCUUCAUCACUUUCUGCAGCCUAUAUAUGACAAUGUAAUUUUACUUAUUUGCACAAAUCCCUUUGUCUUAAAUCACCACUGAUGUUUACCAGUUAUGAUGGUAAAUCCUGUGUCAUGUUCAGCAGUGUAUAGUGAUCACAGAGGCAAAUAUGUUAUUGAUGAUUUUUUUUAAACGUUAAAAAGAAGCAAUUUUGAUUUUUUUAAGGCUUGUUAUUACAGAACAAAGUUCUCUGAAUGAUUAAAAGUUUCCAUGUUGUGGUCACAUCAGUACUGAAAGUACAUGUCAGUUAUGCAAACGGUGCUGCAGUGUUGUGAUUGUGCAGAAUCGGCGUCAGUCUUAUUACAAAGUUAGAAACCAGUCACAUAAACCUACAUCUAUAUAUAAUGUUUUUAAAAAAUUAGAGUUACGUUGAGUCCAGAAAUAUCAGUAACACUGUAUUUCAAAAGGUUGUAAAGUCCAGUUUCAUAAAGGGAUAUUUAAUUUGAAUUCAUUUUUAGGUAAUUUAAGAUCUUCCAUUUUAUCCUGUUCAAAUUACUUUAGUACAAUUGGUUUAAUAUUGGACAUUUAUUGUAGAUUUGAUCCUCUUUACAAACUGCACACAGUAUGUAAAGUGUCUGAUGACAUGAGAAAAAUGAGUGGAAAUCCCUCUAUCAUUUCGAUUAUAAUUUUCAGCUGGUGUUUGGUCGUUAAAAAACAUUUUGACUUAAUUUAGACACCAUCAGACAACUUUCAUGAAAUAUUCAAGUCCAGACAUGAAUUUAGCAGAUUUCAUGAUAGUACUACCAUGAUUGAUUUUAGCCUUUAAAAACUGUAAAACCAUUACCUUUCUGUAACAUGAACAGUAUAUCAUAAAAUAUGGUGUAAAGUGCAGAGGAAACUUAGCUGUUGCAGCAUGGGAUACAACUCUUGUACAUUUUGUACAGAUAUUUUUGAAAUCUUUGGAGAAAGUGAAGUAUAAAGUUAGUGGUACUUGAAUCAUUUAUAAGCUUUUGUACAUGCUGUUCUUCAUAUUCUUUGGUGGUCUUAACCCAUUUUAUAUUGUUUAUCUGUAUACCAGUAUACAUGUACUGUAUAUCCUACCUGUACUAUGUAAAACUUCAAUACAUUUGGACUGAGGAGUCA
Messenger RNA from Xyrichtys novacula (pearly razorfish), 49267 nucleotides. Lineage: Eukaryota; Metazoa; Chordata; Actinopteri; Labriformes; Labridae. The record is from the annotation of a GenBank genome assembly.